UCUCGCAUUCAGUCUGCCGGCGCACCGCGUUGUGUGCACUACGCUCAAUAGUUUUAUCCGCCGAUCGGUUGCGUUCCGUUUGUGGCAAAGUGAAAGUUGCCGGGCUUUUUUGAUCAAUUUUACCCUGUGAAAAUUCCGAAAAACCAAACGCGCGCAAACCAAUCAAAAAGUGUUUAAAAGAAAAGCGUUAAAUAUUGUUAAGUAUAACAAUAAGUACAAAAUAUUCCAGUGUCUGUGAGUUUGCCAAAGUCGUCGCGCAGCGUGUGUGUGUGUGUGUCUUUCUGCGCUUUUGACGGCAAAUCGCUUUUGGCAGCUGCUUUGGCAGCAGCCAAGUAAGAAACAAGGCUUUUUUGCUGGCGUCGCUCUUCGUUGGCAGCUGUUGGCAGUAUGAACUGAUUUUGGCCGAAAGUUGAUGAAUAAAAUGCAAAAAUGAAAAUAUUUUUGCCACUAGUCACGUGGAUAGUGCUACUACUCUCGAGUGCAGUACAUUCACAAUAUUCACAACAACCGCAACCAUUCAAGACGAACUUGAGGGCGAAUAGUCGGUUUCGCGGCGAGGUCUUUUACCUAAACCUCGAGAAUGGCUACUUUGGCUGCCAAGUCAACGAGUCCACCGAAUAUUUGCAGCUAUUCAACCUAUCGAAACUAUGCGACGGCACCCAAGACUGUUUUCUGGGUGCCGAUGAGUUGAGCAAAGAGCUCAAAUGCACAAAUGACUGUGAUAAGGAUGGCACCCAGUGCACACAUGGCGCGUGUUUGAACGGCGUCUGCCAUUGCAAUGACGGCUACGGAGGCUGCAAUUGCGUGGACAAAGAUGAGAACGAAUGCAAACAGCGGCCGUGCGACGUGUUCGCCCAUUGCACAAAUACACUGGGCAGCUUUACGUGUACCUGCUUUCCGGGCUAUCGCGGCAAUGGCUUCCAUUGUGAAGACAUUGACGAAUGCCAAGAUCCCGCGAUAGCAGCGCGAUGCGUGGAGAACGCCGAGUGCUGUAACCUCCCGGCGCACUUCCUCUGCAAGUGCAAGGACGGCUACGAGGGCGACGGCGAGGUUCUCUGCACGGAUGUGGACGAAUGCCGCAAUCCGGAGAACUGCGGCCCCAACGCCCUGUGCAUCAAUACGCCGGGAAACUACACAUGCUCCUGUCCGGAGGGAUAUGUGGGCAACAAUCCGUUCCGGGAGGGUUGCCAGGAUGUGGACCAGUGCUCGUACCCGAAUGUCUGCGGACCCGGUGCCAUAUGUACGAAUCUCGAGGGUAGUUAUCGCUGCGACUGCCCGCCGGGAUACGACGGCGAUGGACGCUCGGAGUCCGGCUGCGUGGAUCAGGAUGAGUGCGCCCGGACGCCCUGCGGCCGGAACGCGGACUGUUUGAACACGGACGGCAGCUUCCGCUGCCUGUGUCCGGACGGAUACAGCGGUGAUCCUAUGCACGGCUGCGAGGAUGUCGAUGAAUGCGCCACUAACAAUCCAUGCGGUUUGGGUGCUGAAUGCGUGAACUUGGGCGGUAGCUUCCAGUGCCGCUGUCCCCUCGGCUUUGUGUUGGAGCACGAUCCGCACGCGGAUCAGUUGCCCCAGCCGAAUCCCCAACAAUUGGGCUACGGGCCGGGGGCGACGGACGUGGCGUCCUAUCAGCGGACCUCGGGCGCCGGUCUGGCGUGCCUGGAUAUCGACGAGUGCAACCAGCCGGAUGGCGUGGCCAAGUGCGGCACCAACGCCAAGUGCAUUAACUUUCCCGGCUCGUACCGCUGCCUGUGUCCGAGCGGAUUCCAAGGACAGGGCUAUUUGCACUGCGAGAACAUCAAUGAGUGUCAGGAUAAUCCGUGUGGGGAAAACGCGAUCUGCACGGACACCGUUGGCAGCUUCGUGUGCACCUGCAAACCGGACUAUACCGGUGAUCCGUUCCGCGGAUGUGUGGAUAUCGAUGAGUGUGCCGCUUUGGACAAACCAUGUGGACAACAUGCGGUAUGCGAAAAUACAGUUCCUGGCUACAAUUGCAAGUGCCCGCAGGGAUACGACGGGAAACCCGAUCCCAAGGUGGCCUGCGAACAGGUGGAUGUCAAUAUACUUUGCAGUAGUAACUUCGAUUGUACCAACAAUGCGGAGUGUAUCGAGAAUCAGUGCUUUUGCUUGGAUGGCUUCGAACCCAUUGGAUCAAGUUGUGUGGACAUCGAUGAGUGUCGCACCCAUACGGAGGUGUGUGGCCCCCAUGCCCAGUGCUUGAAUACUCCCGGAUCUUACGGUUGCGAAUGCGAGGCUGGAUAUGUGGGCAGUCCACCAAGGAUGGCCUGCAAGCAGCCGUGCGAGGAUGUACGGUGUGGAGCCCAUGCCUACUGCAAACCGGAUCAGAACGAAGCCUACUGUGUAUGCGAAGAUGGAUGGACCUACAACCCAAGCGAUGUUGCGGCCGGAUGUGUGGACAUUGAUGAGUGCGAUUUGCUGCAUGGACCUUUCGGAAGUUGUGGUCACAAUGCCACAUGCACAAACAACGCUGGAGGAUUUACGUGUGCCUGUCCACCCGGUUUCUCUGGAGAUCCUCAUACUAAGUGCGCGGAUGUGGAUGAGUGCCGCACGGGUGCCAGCAAAUGUGGAGCUGGAGCUGAGUGCGUGAAUGUAGCAGGUGGAGGAUACACCUGUCGCUGUCCCGAGAACACCAUUGCCGAUCCGGAUCCCAGUGUGAGAUGUGUACCCAUUGUGAGCUGCUCCUCCAACAAUGACUGCCCCGGUAACUCCAUCUGUGAUGCGACCAAGCGUUGCCUGUGCCCGGAACCUAAUAUUGGAAAUGACUGCCGACACCCUUGCGAAGCCCUAAAUUGUGGAGCACAUGCUCAGUGCAUGUUGGCCAAUGGACAGGCCCAGUGUCUGUGUGCUCCAGGAUAUACAGGAAACUCAGCUCUGCCGGGAGGCUGCAAUGAUAUCGACGAGUGCCGGGCUAAUCCCUGUGCGGAGAAGGCCAUAUGUUCCAAUACAGCUGGAGGCUAUCUGUGUCAAUGUCCAGGGGGAUCAAGUGGAGAUCCGUAUCGCGAAGGAUGCAUUACCUCUAAGAUGGAGGGUUGCUCGGAGGCCAGUCCUUGUGCGACGGGCGAGAGCUGCGUCCAAGAUUCCUACACCGGCAACAGUGUGUGCAUCUGUCAACAGGGCUACGAACGUAACCCGGGGAAUGGCCAGUGCCAGGAUGUCGAUGAGUGCUCUGUGCAGAGAGGAAAGCCUGCUUGCGGACUGAAUGCUUUGUGUAAGAACCUGCCCGGUAGCUACGAGUGCCGCUGUCCCCCGGGUCAUACCGGAAACCCAUUCCUCAUGUGCGAGAUCUGUAAUACGCCGGAAUGCCAAUGUCAGUCACCGUAUAAACUUGUCGGCAACAGCUGCGUCCUCUCAGGAUGCUCCAGUGGACAGGCCUGUCCCAGCGGAGCGGAGUGCAUCUCCAUUGCUGGAGGUGUCAGUUACUGUGCUUGUCCCAAGGGCUACCAAACCCAACCGGAUGGAAGCUGCGCAGACGUUGACGAGUGUGAGGAACGUGGAUCUCACCUGUGCGCAUUUGGAGCUCAGUGCAUUAACAAACCAGGUAGCUACAGUUGCCACUGCCCAGAAGGCUACCAAGGAGAUGCCUACAAUGGACUGUGUGCCCCGGCUCAGAGGAAAUGCGCUGCCGAUAAGGAAUGUGCCAGCAACGAGAAGUGCAUCCAGCCAGGAGAGUGCGUGUGCCCACCACCCUACUUCCUGGAUCCGCAGGAUAACAACAAAUGCAAGAGUCCCUGCGAACGCUUCCCUUGUGGUAUCAAUGCCAAAUGUACACCCUCGGAUCCACCGCAAUGUAUGUGCGAGGCUGGAUUCAAGGGAGAUCCCCUGCAGGGCUGCACGGAUGAGGACGAGUGCUCCCAUCUCCCGUGCGCCUAUCGAGCUCAUUGUGUGAACAAGAAGGGUGGAUAUCAGUGCGUUUGCCCUAAGGACUAUACAGGAGAUCCGUAUAAGAGCGGUUGCAUCAUUGAGAGCAGCACACCGAAGAGCAAGUGCCUGAGCAACGAUGAUUGCGCUAGUAAUCUGGCCUGCUUGGAGGGAACUUGCGUUAGUCCAUGCAGCAGUCUCCUUUGUGGAUCCAAUGCCUACUGCGAGACGGAACAGCAUGCCGGCUGGUGUCGCUGCCGGGUGGGAUUCGUGAAGAACGGAGACGGAGACUGUGUGUCACAGUGCCAGAAUGUGAUCUGCGGCGAUGGAGCUCUUUGCAUUCCCACCAGCGAGGGUCCGACCUGUAAGUGUCCGCAAGGACAGCUGGGCAAUCCCUUCCCCGGCGGCAGCUGCUCCACGGAUCAGUGCUCGGCCGCCAGACCUUGUGGCGAGCGACAGAUCUGCAUCAAUGGAAGGUGCAAGGAGCGCUGUGAGGGCGUGGUCUGUGGCAUCGGAGCCACCUGCGAUAGAAACAAUGGAAAGUGCAUCUGCGAACCGAACUUUGUGGGCAAUCCCGAUUUGAUAUGUAUGCCGCCCAUUGAGCAAGCCAAGUGCUCUCCAGGAUGCGGAGAGAACGCCCAUUGCGAAUAUGGCUUGGGCCAAAGCCGGUGCGCCUGUAACCCCGGUACCUUUGGAAAUCCCUACGAGGGCUGUGGAGCACAGAGCAAGAACGUGUGCCAGCCAAACAGUUGUGGACCCAAUGCCGAAUGCCGAGCUGUGGACAAUCACAUUAUCUGCCUCUGCCCGCAAGGCUUCAGUGGUAAUCCCUAUAUUGGCUGCCAGGAUGUGGAUGAAUGUGUCAACAAACCAUGUGGUCUUAAUGCCGCCUGUCUAAAUAGAGCCGGAGGAUUCGAGUGCCUGUGUCUCUCGGGACAUGCAGGAAAUCCAUAUAGUAGCUGUCAACCCAUUGAGAGCAAGUUCUGCCAGGAUGCGAAUAAGUGCCAGUGCAACGAGCGUGUGGAGUGUCCAGAUGGCUACAGCUGCCAGAAGGGCCAGUGCAAGAACCUCUGCUCCGAGGCGUCAUGUGGCCCAAGGGCCAUCUGCGAUGCUGGCAAAUGCAUCUGCCCCAUGGGUUACAUAGGAGAUCCGCACGACCAAGUCCAGGGAUGCAGCAUUCGUGGUCAGUGUGGUAACGACGCGGACUGCCGCCACUCUGAGAUCUGCUUCCAGUUGGGCAAGGGUCUUCGCAAGUGCGUGGACGCUUGCUCCAAGAUUCAGUGCGGACCAAACGCACUUUGCGUGGCUGAGGAUCAUCGAUCCUCUUGCAUAUGCUCCGAUGGAUACUUUGGCAACCCAAGCAACCUGCAGGUUGGCUGCCAGCCGGAGAGGACAGUGCCCGAGGAGCAGGAUAAAUGCAAAUCGGAUCGGGACUGCGAACGAGGUUUCGGUUGUCAGGCCAGCCCUCACGGCACCCGGGAGUGCAUCAACCUGUGCUCCAAUGUCGUGUGCGGCCCCAACGAGCUGUGCAAGAUUAACCCAGCUGGCCAUGCGAUUUGCAAUUGCGCCGAGAGCUAUGUUUGGAAUCCAGUGGUCUCUUCCUGCGAAAAGCCUUCGCUACCGGACUGCACCAGUGACGCUAAUUGCCCUGAUGCAUCCGCCUGUCGUCCGGAUGUCUUGGGUGUGCUUAAGUGCGUCGCCAUCUGCGAUGCCUUCACCUGCCCAGCCAAUUCCGUUUGCGUGGCUCGUCAGCACCAGGGACGCUGUGAUUGUCUUAGUGGCUUCGUGGGUAACCCGAACGAUAGGAAUGGUUGCCAGCCGGCACAGAAACAUCACUGCAAAAACCACGCCGAGUGCCAGGAGUCGGAGGCUUGCAUCAAGGAUGAGGCUACCCAAACCCUUGGCUGUCGUCCAGCCUGCGAAACCGUCAAGUGCGGACCCCGUGCCGUUUGCGUCACCAACAAUCAUCAGGCGCAGUGUCAAUGUCCACCUGGUCCGUUUGCCGGGGAUCCAUACGAUCCAUUUAAUGGCUGCCAGAGUGUUCCUUGUGUUUACAACCAUGACUGUCCACCCAGCCAGAUGUGCAACCGGAUGACACACACCUGCUUCGAUGUGUGCGACGAGGAGUCGUGCGGUGAAAAUGCCAUUUGCUUGGCUGAGGAUCAUCGGGCCGUUUGCCAGUGUCCACCUGGUUUCAAGGGAGAUCCGUUACCAGAAGUGGCCUGCAGCAAGCAAGGCGGCUGUGCUGCUGGAACCUGCCACCCCUCGGCAAUUUGUGAGGUCACCCCGGAGGGACCUGUCUGCAAGUGUCCGCCACUCUUUGUGGGCGAACCCAAGUCGGGCGGCUGUCGUCCAGAUGGUCAGUGCCCUAAUGGAGAUGCUGAUUGCCCUGCCAACACAAUCUGCGCUGGAGGAAGGUGCCAGAAUCCUUGCGACAACGCCUGCGGAUCGAAUGCCGAUUGUAAGGUGGUCAACAGAAAACCCGUCUGCAGCUGUCCCCUGCGAUUCCAGCCUGUUUCGGAUACGGCCAAGGAUGGAUGUGCUCGUACCAUAUCCAAUUGCCUCACUGACGUUGACUGCGGUGGAGCGUUGUGUUACAACGGACAAUGUCGCAUUGCCUGCAGAGACUCCCAGGAUUGCUCCGAUGGCGAGAGCUGCUUGAAGAACGUCUGCGUGGUGGCCUGUCUGGAUCACAGCCAGUGCGCCAAUGGUCUGGCCUGUGUCGAAGGACACUGCACCAUCGGCUGUCGCAGCAACAAGGAGUGCAAGCAAGAUCAAUCCUGCAUUGAAAACAAGUGCCUGAACCCCUGCCAAUCGUCCAGCAGCUGUGGUCCGAAUGCCCUGUGCAGCAUUGCCCAGCACCGGAGCCAGUGCAGCUGUCCUGAAGGAUUCGAGGGAAAUCCCACACCGGAACAGGGAUGCGUUCGAGUACCGGCUCCCUGCUUGGCCACCAACCAGUGCCCCAAUGGACACAUGUGCAUUGGCAACCAGUGCAAUCUGCCCUGCACCAAGACCUCUUCCUGUGCGGUAGGCGAACGUUGCUAUCAACAGGUGUGCCGCAAGGUGUGCUACACCAGCAACAACUGCUUGGCCGGAGAGAUCUGCAACACGGACAGGACGUGCCAACCAGGAUGUGAUUCCGAUGCUGAUUGCCCGCCCACCGAGCUGUGUCUGACCGGAAAGUGCAAGUGUGCCACUGGAUUUAUUGGCACCCCAUUCGGAUGCUCUGACAUCGAUGAGUGCACGGAACAGCCGUGCCAUGGCAGUGCCCGCUGUGAGAACCUUCCAGGAUCAUAUCGAUGCGUAUGCCCCGAAGGAACUGUCGGCGAUGGCUACUCCCAGCAGGGUUGCGCGCAACCCAGACAAUGCCACAAACCAGACGACUGUGCCAAUAAUCUGGCCUGCAUCCAUGGGAAGUGCUCGGAUCCCUGCCUGAAUACUGUUUGCGGGGCCAAUGCCCAUUGUCAAUCGGAGGGGCAUGAGGCUCUAUGUAGUUGUCCGGCUGGAUUUUUGGGCGACCCCAACGACACUGGAGUUGGUUGCUUCAAGGUGGAGUGCAUCGACCAUGUCGACUGUGCCGGAGAUCGUGCUUGCGAUGCGGAAACCAAUCGUUGCAUCAAGCCCUGCGACCUGACCAGCUGCGGAAAGGGUAAUUGCCAGGUUGAGGAUCACAAGGCAGUUUGUGCAUGCUACGAAGGCUAUCAGUUGGUCAACGGAAUAUGCGAGGACAUCAACGAGUGCCUAUCGCAGCCAUGCCACAGCACAGCCUUCUGCAACAAUUUGCCGGGAAGCUACAACUGUCAGUGCCCCGAAGGAUUGAUUGGAGAUCCUUUGCAAGCUGGGUGUCGGGAUCCCAACGAGUGUCUGAGUGAUGCAGAUUGUCCUUUCUCAGCCAGUUGCCAGAAUUCCCGAUGCCGUAGUCCCUGCGAAAGACAGAAUGCGUGCGGAUUGAAUGCCGAUUGCCAGGCUCAGUCUCACCAAGCUAUUUGCACUUGUCCCCUGAAUUCUCGCGGAGAUCCGACCAUUGAAUGUGUUCAUAUUGAGUGCUCGGACAAUGAUGACUGCUCCGGGGAGAAGGCCUGCCUGGACUCAAAGUGCAUCGAUCCCUGCUCACUGCCCAAUGCCUGUGGAGCCCAAGCUCGUUGCUCGGUGCAAAACCACAUCGGAUUGUGUUCCUGUGAAGCGGGCAGCACCGGAGAUGCCAAGUUGGGAUGCGUGCAGCUGCAAUACUGCCAGCAGGAUGGACAAUGUGCCCAGGGAAGCAUAUGUUCCCAUGGCAUUUGCAGUCCCCUGUGCAGCACCAAUCGCGAUUGCAUCUCGGAACAGUUGUGCUUGCAGGGCGUAUGUCAGGGAACGUGUAAAUCAAACUCCACGUGUCCGCAGUUCCAGUUCUGCUUGAAUAACAUUUGCACCAAGGAGCUGGAGUGCCGAGCUGAUGCAGAGUGUGGCGAGGAUGAAACCUGUCUAAGUGAUGCCUAUGGACGAGCAAAGUGUGAGUCCGUGUGCCUGGGUCGCGCUGCCUGUGGCAGGAAUGCCGAGUGUGUGGCCCGUUCCCAUGCUCCCGAUUGCCUCUGCAAGGAGGGAUUCUUCGGGGACGCCAAGUCCGGAUGCCGUAAGAUCGAGUGCAGCAGCGACGAUGAUUGUUCGAAUGACAAGAGCUGCGACAACCACAUGUGCAAGAUUGCCUGCCUCAUCGGACAACCGUGCGGAGAGAAUGCCCUCUGCACCACCGAGCAUCACCAGCAGGUGUGCCACUGCCAACCAGGAUUCAGUGGGGAUCCGCGGGUGCGUUGCGAUGUUAUAGACUUUUGCCGUGAUGCUCCGUGCGGACCCGGAGCUCGUUGCCGAAACGCGAGGGGGUCGUACAAGUGCACCUGUCCUCCGGGACUCGUUGGUGAUCCGUACAACGAGGGCUGUCGCAGCUCCGUCGAGUGCGAGACCAACGAGGACUGUCCCCCGCAUGCCGCAUGCACCAAAACAAAUGGGGUGGCCAAGUGCCGCGAUGUCUGUGCCCAGCUGCAAUGUGGCCCCAAUGCGGAAUGUGUUCCGAAGGGCCAUGUAGCGCAGUGUGCAUGCCGCAGCGGCUACGAUGGCCAACCCGCCGACCGGGUGGCCGGCUGUAAGCCGCUGCCCGUUCCCUGUCAGGUUACCGGCGACUGUCCGACCAACACCUACUGCUCGGAUAGCGUCUGCAAACCUGCUUGUGUACUGGACACCGAAUGUGGAGCAUCAGAGGUGUGUCAAGGUGGUCAAUGCUUCAAUCCCUGCCUGCAACCGCAGGCCUGUGGACAGAACGCCGAGUGCGUGAUCCAGAACCAUCUGAAACAGUGCCAUUGCCCGGAGGGCUUCACCGGUGACUCUGCCAAGGAGUGCGUGCGUGUGCCGGUGGCCUGCGAUGGUGAAUGUGGACCUGGAUACACCUGCCGUGACUCUAUGUGCCUACCUGUGUGCCACAACGACCUGGAGUGCGCCUCCAACGAGAAGUGCCUAAAGGGCAACUGCAUGCUGACCUGUCGUGUGGACAACGAUUGCUUCCUGGGUCACGUUUGCCUGCACAACAAGUGCGUCUACGGCUGCCAUGUGGAUGAUGACUGCAGUGCCUCAGAGUCCUGCCGCAAUGAUAAGUGCGUGAACCCGUGUCUGGAGAAUCCCUGUGGUCCCAAUGCCGCCUGUUCGGUGUCCAACCACCGGGCCAGCUGCAGCUGCAUGGAAAGCAUGGUGCCCAAUCCCACGCCCCAGGUGGGCUGCGUCCGUUCUCCCCCCUUGGAAUGCCGCGAGAAUCGCGACUGUGGAAAUGGAUUGGCCUGCUUCGAGUCGUUCUGCCGACCUCUGUGUGCCGAUGAUGCCGGUUGUCUGACCAACGAGCGCUGCCAGCAGGGAGUAUGCAAACCCCUGUGCCGCCACGACAAUGAGUGCGGUCAUGGAGAGCUCUGUCUGGGCCUGAAUUGUAUGCCUGGCUGCCGUUCCGAUCAGGGCUGCCCCCAGGACUUGUCCUGCGUGGGUCAACAGUGCGUGGAUCCAUGUGCCGAUCCAACUGCCUGUGGCACCAAUGCGCACUGCCAGACGAUCGAUCACAGGAAACAGUGCCAAUGCCCGGAGGGACUUGAUGGAAAUGCCAAUGUGGCCUGCAAAGUGCCGCGCGUUGCUUGUGGAAGAAACGAUGAUUGUCAAACAAAUCAGCUCUGCUACGCAGGCAGCUGCCAAGGAAAGUGCAGAAACGAUCAGAACUGCCUGGCAGAUGAGCGUUGCAUGAGGGGAACUUGUAGGACCGUAUGCAACACGGAUGAGGCAUGCGCCCAGGGACAAAUAUGCGAGAAUCGCAUGUGCCAGACUGGAUGUCGUACGGAUUUGAGUUGUGCCACCGACGAGGCCUGCGUGAACAAGAAGUGCCAGAACCCAUGUCGCACCCCGGGUCAAUGUGGACAGUGCGCUGACUGCCUGGUGGUUAAUCACGGAGUUCAAUGCCAGUGCCCCGCUGCCUUUAUGGGAGACGGUCUGACUGGCUGCCAACUGCCGCCUGAACGUUGUCAUCCCGGCUGCGAAUGCGAUGAGGACCAAGCCUAUUGUGCCACAAAGUGCUCAAGGACCGAGGACUGCGCCUGCGGACAACAGUGUGCCAGAGGAAAGUGCCGGAAUAAGUGCGGACCCAAGCGUCAAUGUACGGUUGGUCAGCUUUGCGAGCGAGGAGCUUGUAUCGCUGGAUGCAAGUCGAAUGGAGAUUGUGCUGCCGACCAAAGUUGUGUCAAUGGAAAGUGCUCGGAUCCAUGUGCGAACGACAAGGCUUGCGGAAGAAAUGCGCUCUGUACCGUGUCCGAACACCGGAUGCUCUGCUACUGCCCGGAUGGAUACGAGGGCGAGCCCAGUAAGGAGUGCGUGCAGUUUGAGUGCCGUGUGGACACCGAUUGCGACAGCAACAAGCGCUGCGACCAAGGAAAAUGCCGAAAUCCCUGUCUGGAGUAUGGAGCGUGUGGAACCAAUGCCCAGUGUCGGGUGGUGGGUCGCAAGGCUCAGUGCUCCUGCCCGCCGGACUUCUUCGGCAAUCCAACUAGCGAGUGCCGACCAUUGGAAGGAGGAUGCUCUAGCAAACCCUGUGGCGAUAACUCCAAGUGCACUGAGGUGCCCGGAGGCUAUGAGUGCGCCUGCAUGGAUGGGUGCAUUGGAGAUGCCCAUCAGGGAUGUCUCUGCGGAGGACCGCUAGUGAAUGCCUGCCACGAUCAGCCUUGUGGCUUGAACGCUGCAUGUCAUGUGCUGGACAACAACCAAGCCGAGUGCUACUGCCCGGAAGACUUCCCCAACGGAGAUGCUUAUGUGCAAUGUUAUUUGACUCUGCCAAAGCAGGAUUGUCGAACCCAAGGAUGUGAAGUGGGAGACUGUGUACGCCAGGGCUAUGAAUAUGUCUGUCAGCAGGACACCGAACAAUGCUACUCAGAUACGGAUUGUCCCAGUGAAAAGUCAUGCCUCCAAGGACACUGCAGCGAUCCUUGUACAAUGCGUGGCGUGUGUGGUUUGAAUGCGCUCUGCAAAACCGUACUUCAUCGUCCGCGCUGCUCCUGCCCCAGUUGUCACAUCGGUCGGCCGGAGGUCGAGUGCAAGCCCGAUCCCAAGUGCCUGCCGGACGACACGGAUGCCAAGACCAAGGAGCAGAUUCCAUGUUCCGCAGACUCCGAGUGCCCGGAGACAUUGCAGUGCGGACAGUACGGCCAAUGCACAGAUCCGUGCAACAAUCCGCUAUUUAUCUGCGAGAGCAACAAGAAGUGCGAGACGCGACGUCACCAGCCGGUCUGUAUCUGCAAGUCUGGUUUCAUAGUGAAUGAAUACGGGGAACUGACGUGUGCCCCCGACAAGAGGGAGUGCUAUCGCGAUGACGACUGUGCCUCGAAUAUGGCCUGCACGGAUGGCAAGUGCCGUAACCCGUGCAUCGUUCCUUUGGGCCGUGCCGCAAUUUGUGCAGAAAACAAAUCCUGCGAGGUACAGAACCACAAGCCCGUUUGCAUUUGCAUGCGCGACUGCCAGCCAUCAAUAUCUAUUUGCCUGCGCGACGCCGGCUGUCCGGCUAGCCAGGCAUGCCGGAAGCUUAAGUGCAUCGAUCCGUGCGAGUUUGCCACGUGCGCACCCAACUCGCCAUGCAUUGUCGAGGAUCACAAGCCGAUAUGUAAAUUCUGCCCAGCUGGAUUUAUAGCCGAUGCCAAGAAUGGAUGUCAAAAAGAAAUCGGUUGCGCAUCGAGUGAGGAGUGCCCCUCCCUGCAGGCGUGCAUCAAUGCUCUUUGCGUGGAUCCUUGUACCUACAACAAUCCCUGCAGCCGUAAUGAGGAUUGCCGUGUUCUUAACCAUCAGCCAUUGUGCUCAGCCGAACAUGGUCGUACGCCUGGCUGCGAACAUUGUCCACCGGGCGCAAACUGUGAUCCCACAACCGGUGCUUGUAUAAAGGCUAAUGUAACAAUAACAACUAUUACUACCAAGAACUCCACAACUACCAAGAUACCAACGAAACCAAGAACAACAGCUAACCCAAACACAGGCGUCAAAACGACGCCGACUACCACAAAGGCCACCACAAGAACCACCACCACGACCACAACCACUACUACCACUUCCUCCACUAGCAUUGAAUCGAGCACAAUCACAAGCGCUACUAACCAGACCAGUAAGAAUCAAAAACCAGACACAGAAAGCACCACCUCCCACACCGAUGCCACAAGGCGAUAUCGCGAUGGUGAGAACAAUAUCACCGAUACGCCAACUCCAAGGCCGACAAUCCAGACGACCACGUUGCGGGGCGAAGAUAUUAUUAGUGACAGUCAGAGGCGGUCCACUACAACGCCUAAGAUGAAGACCACGCGGCUGGAUACUUCCAACGAAGUUCCAGACACCACAACGGCAUGGCCAAUAGAGUUGCCUACCACGGCGGGCACCACCACGGAGGUCUACAGCACCAACACCAUGAUUGCCCCACUGGGCAACACCACUGACAUCUCAUUAAUUAACCCAUGUACAGUAGAUACUAACUGUGCCCCUAACGAGCACUGUAAGCUGGGGCAUUGCCGUAAGAAAGAACCGCCGGGUUCACCGAAAACACCUGAACCCUGCCAAUCUAACAACGACUGCAUUGAGAGCGAGGCCUGUUACAUGGGUCUGUGCCAGGAUCCGUGCGAGUUUGCCAAGAUUUGUGCCGCAAGUGCCAAGUGUACGGCCAAGAGUCAUCGACCAGUUUGCACCUGUCCGCAGGGUCAUGAGGGCAAUCCGAUGGUCAAAUGUGUAACAACCCAAACCUCAAUUGAAUGCACAGAAAACUCGGACUGCGGAGUCACAGAAGCAUGCAUCAAUCAGCUCUGCCAGCAUCCAUGCGAUGUCCAUGAUCCUUGUGCCACAAACGCCGUUUGCGUUAACAGCAACCAUGCAGCCGAUUGCAGCUGUGCGGAUGGCUUCCAGGGAAAUGGAUUUGUUGGCUGUCAGCCAGCACGUCCCAAUGUCUGCCAAUACAACGAGGACUGUCCGCCGACGAAGCUCUGCGAUCGCCUGAACCGGCGCUGUAUUAAUCCCUGCCAAGAGGACUCUUGUGGCGAGAAUGCCGAGUGCAUUCCCGUGAACCACGGAACUGAUUGUCGCUGCCUGCCCGGAUUCCUGGGCAACGCUUAUGUGCAAUGUCUUCCUAGUCAAGGUUGCCGUGCCGAUUCCGAGUGUGAUUCGAAUCAGGCCUGCAUCAACGGAAAGUGCUCAUCGCCCUGCCAGUGUGGAUCCUUUGCUCUCUGCGAUGUGAUCAACCAUCGUGGGGUGUGCAAGUGCCCGCCUGGCUACAAUGGAAACCCUCAGGUGGGUUGCAGUCCGCCCCAAGACCCAUGCGAUCCCAAUCCAUGUGGCUUAAAUGCCCUGUGCGAGCUGGACAAUGGCAACCCCAUCUGCUACUGCCCCAAGGGUCUUACCGGAAAUCCAUUUAAAAAUUGCAUUCCGGAGGGAGAUGAGUGCACACCGAAUCCCUGCGGUCCCAAUUCCGGAUGCCGUCGUGUGGAUGGCAACCCGAUUUGUUUCUGCCUGCCGGAGUACGAGGGACAGCCGCCAUCGAUUCCCUGCGAGCUACCUUCGAAUCCCUGCGAUCCGUCGCCUUGCGGACCGAAUACCCAGUGCUCCGUACUCAGCAACGGUUUCUCCAAAUGCACCUGUCUGCCGAACUAUGUGGAGAGUCCGAACACCAUUCGAGGCUGUGUCGAACCCAUUAACCCAUGUGACCCCAACCCCUGUGGAACUGGUGCCAUCUGCGAUUCAUCACGUCAGCCCGUGUGCUACUGUCCGGACAACAAGAUUGGUAAUCCUUUCAGGCUGUGCGACAAGCCAGCCGUUACCAUUGAGCUUUGCCAACCAGGACCAUGUGGCCGAAAUGCUGAUUGCUAUGUGGCUGGAAAUCGCGAGGAGUGCUACUGCCGCUCUGGAUAUGUGGGAGACGCCUAUCAAGGAUGCCGUGAACCAAGUCGCACCGUUUGCGAUCCCAAUCCUUGCGGACCUAAUGCCAACUGCGUGGUGGCCGGCGAUGGACAAACCGCUUGUGUUUGUCCGGACGGCCUGUCCGGCGAUCCCACAUCCCUUAUUGGCUGCCACGGCUACGAGUGCCAAGUGGAUGUUGAUUGCCCGAACAACAAGGCCUGUAUGGGCUACCGUUGUUACGAUCCCUGUCCGGGAGCCUGUGGCCAAGGAGCUCACUGCCGGGUGGAAGAACAUCACCCAGUUUGCUCUUGUAAUUCGGGAUUGACCGGUAACCCAGGAGUACGCUGCUAUGCACUGGACCAUCCCAAAAAGAAUCCUUGUGUUCCCAGCCCGUGUGGCCGGAAUAGCGAGUGUAAGCUGUUAAAUAACCGUGCUGUUUGCUCGUGCAUUCCCGGUUACCUGGGUGAUCCUCAGUCGGGAUGCCAGCCAGAGUGUGACAUCAACUCCGAUUGCGGUGACACCUUGUCGUGCAUCAACCACAAGUGCGUGGAUCCCUGUGCCGGAGCCAUUUGUGGCAUUAAUGCCAUCUGUAAUGUACGCCAGCACACGCCAGUAUGUCUUUGCUUGGACGGAUUCGUCGGCGAUGCCUUUUUGCAGUGCGUGGCUAUUGGAAUACUGAAGAACGUGUCGAGGGAUCCAUGUGCCCCUUCGCCCUGUGGUCCUCAAGACGUUUGCUCGGUGUUCGGCGAUGGAGUUGCCCUUUGCGAUCCUUGCUUCGGACCCAAUGCCCAACAGAAUCCCCGCUGUCGACCGGAGUGUGUGGCCAACUCGGACUGUCCAUUUGAUCGCGCCUGUUUGGGACAACGCUGUCUAGAUCCAUGCCCCGGAUCCUGCGGACGGAAUGCUGUGUGCAAUGUUUACGAGCAUAACCCUGUCUGCGCUUGUCCCACGGGACUCUUUGGAAACCCCUACGAACAGUGUACCACACAGUCGGUAAUUGAGCCACCACCACAACCAAGCUGCGCCAAGCUUCAUUGCGGUGCCAACGCGGAGUGCAAACGUCAGCACAACGGUCUGGCCUGCGUCUGUCGUAAAGGUUACUUUGGAGAACCGCAUAUCGGCUGCCGGCCAGAGUGCGUCCUAAAUAGUGACUGCCCUGCGGAGAAGGCUUGCCUCAAUUCCAAGUGCGUGGAGGCUUGUAACGGAGUGUGUGGCAUCAAUGCCGUAUGUCGUGUGGUUAACCAUGCACCGGUUUGCAUCUGCGCCGAGGGAUUCAGUGGAGAUGCCUUCAUUGCCUGUAAUCCAUUCUACCUGCCACCUCCAGUACGACCAAAUCCGUGCGAGCCAUCGCCCUGUGGACCGAAUUCCCGUUGCAAGGCCACCCCUGAUGGCUAUGCAACAUGUUCCUGCCUGCCGAACUUCAAGGGAGCUCCACCAGUCUGCCAGCCGGAGUGCGUGGUUAGCUCGGAGUGUGCUCCCAACCAGGCCUGUUUGAAUCAGAGGUGCGCCGAUCCCUGUCCGGGUAUCUGCGGUGGUGGAGCCCGCUGCGAAGUGCUUAACCACAACCCAAUUUGCUCUUGUGAGCAAAAUUUCGAGGGCGAUCCAUUCGUGGCGUGCUCACCCAUUCAGGAUCCAGGUCGCGAAAUUGCUGUGCCAAAGAACCCAUGCGUGCCAUCGCCUUGUGGACCCAACUCCAUCUGCCAGAUCAAACAAAACCGACCAGUCUGCUCGUGUGUGGCCAAUUACAUUGGCAGCCCACCGUAUUGCCGGCCGGAGUGCACUCUGAGCAGCGAGUGUCCGUCGGACAAGGCCUGCAUCCAGGAGAAGUGUCAGAAUCCGUGUGCCAACAUAUGUGGACACAAUGCCCGUUGUACGGUCAUCGCCCACUCCGCCCACUGCAGUUGCGAUGAGGACUUCGAGGGUGAUGCUUUUAUCGGCUGCUCCAAGAAAAACACACCCAAACCCGAAGACCACAUAGAUCCCUGCUACCCUAAUCCGUGUGCAGAGAACGCUGUAUGCACGCCUCACAAUAAUGCCGCUCGCUGUUCCUGCAUUGAGCCCUACAAUGGCGAUCCUUACAACACUGGAUGUCGUCCGGAAUGUAUCUACAGCUCGGAGUGUCCCUCGUCGUUGGCCUGCAUCAAGCAGCACUGUCGCGAUCCUUGCACGGCAGCUUGUGGAGCGAAUGCGGAGUGCGCGGUCGUAAACCACUUGCCCUCCUGCAGUUGUACCCGAGGAUUUGAGGGUAAUCCAUUCGAAGGAUGCAAGCGAAUUGCGAUUACGAGACCAGUGGGCGUUUGUGAGCCAAAUCCCUGUGGACCUAACAGCUUAUGUCGCACCGUCGAGGGACAUCCCACGUGCAGUUGUCAGGUUGGAUACUUUGGAGCCCCGCCUCAGUGCAGACCCGAAUGUGUGGUCAGCUCGGAGUGCGCCCAAAAUCUUGCCUGCAUCAAUCAAAAGUGUACGGAUCCAUGUGCCGAGACUUGCGGAUUCAAUGCCAAAUGUCAAGUGAACAAUCACAACCCCAUCUGCUCCUGUCCAGCCAAUUAUGUUGGCGAUCCGUUUGAACAAUGUGUGCCAAAACCAUCAGAACCGCCUCGCAAUGUGGAUCCCUGUCUGCCCAGCCCAUGUGGCUCCAACUCCAUUUGUCGCAAUGUUAACAAUAGAGCGGAGUGCUCUUGUGCCCCUGGAAUGUUCGGGGCCCCGCCCAACUGUCGACCGGAGUGUGUGAUUAACCAGGAUUGCCCUUCGAAUCGGGCUUGUAUACGUCAGCGAUGCGAAGAUCCUUGUAUCGGCAUUUGCGGAUUUAAUGCCGUGUGUUCCACUCAGCAUCACCAGCCGAAGUGCAGUUGCAUUGAGAGCUUCGAGGGUGAUCCGUACACCGCCUGCAGAAUGCGUGAGAUCGUGGUGCCAGAUCCACCCUCCGACCCAUGCUACCCAUCGCCAUGUGGUGCGAAUGCCAUUUGUCGCGUACGCAAUGGAGCCGGCUCCUGUACCUGCAUCCAAAACUAUUUCGGUGACCCGUACAUCAACUGCCGCCCGGAGUGCGUGCAGAAUAGCGACUGUCCCGGCAGCCGGGCCUGUAUUAACAUGAAGUGCCGCGAUCCCUGUGCCAAUGCCUGCGGAUUCAAUGCCAUCUGUCGGGUGGCCCACCAUCAGCCUGUGUGCAGUUGUGAACCGGACUUCACCGGCAAUCCACUGCGCGCUUGCGUCGAAAGACCCUCAAAUAUGUACCUGCCCCUGCCCAAAGACCCUUGUAGACCCUCGCCUUGUGGCCUGUUCAGUACUUGUCAUGUGGUUGGAGAUCGUCCCGUGUGUGCCUGCUUGCCAGACUACAUGGGCGCUCCACCCAACUGCAAGCCCGAGUGCAUGACCAGUGCCGAGUGUCCCUCGGAUAGGGCCUGUAUAAACCAACGUUGCAAAGAUCCCUGUCCCGGAACAUGCGGCUACAAUGCCCGCUGUCGCUGCACCAAUCACUCGCCAAUAUGCAGUUGCUACGAUGGGUACACCGGGGAUCCGUUCCACCAGUGCGUGCCUGAAAGAAAACCACCGCCAAUAGCAGAUCCCGUUGUACCGCCCAAUCCUUGUGUGCCAUCACCUUGUGGACCCAACUCCCAGUGUCAAGUUUCGAGCAGCGGAGCAGUCUGCUCCUGCGUAACCAAUUACAUAGGACGACCGCCUAGUUGUCGGCCAGAGUGCAGCAUCAAUUCCGAGUGCCCGGCCAGAAUGGCCUGCGUCAAUGCUCGUUGUGCCGAUCCUUGUAUCGGAUCAUGUGGAAAUAACGCACUCUGCCAUGUCAGUCUUCAUGCACCGGUUUGCAUGUGCGAGCCUGGUUUCUCCGGCGAUCCGUUCUCCGGCUGCUACAAGAUCAUAGAGACCCCCGUUGAAGUGAUCCAACCCUGCCGUCCCAGUCCUUGCGGUUUGAAUGCCCUGUGCGAGGAGCGGAAUCAAGCCGCCGCAUGCAAAUGUCUGCCGGAAUACUUUGGCGAUCCGUAUGUCGAGUGUCGCCCCGAGUGCGUCAUUAACUCGGACUGUCCAAGGUCGCGCGCCUGCGUCAACCAGAAGUGCGUGGAUCCAUGUCCGGGAAUGUGCGGUCACAGCGCCCAAUGUGCCGUCUUUAACCACGCCCCCAACUGCGAGUGCCUGCCUGGUUACACGGGUAACCCCAUCGUUGGUUGCCACCUCGUCCCUGAGAUUCCGCGUUAUCCCGACCCCAUAGUGCCCGAUAACCCUUGCCAACCGUCGCCCUGCGGGCUGUACAGCAACUGUCGCUCCGUUAAUGGCCACGCAGUCUGUUCUUGUGUGCCCAACUAUAUCGGUUCCCCUCCCAACUGCCGGCCUGAGUGCAUGAGCAGCUCGGAGUGCGCGCAGGACAAGUCGUGCCUCAACGAGCGCUGCAAGGAUCCCUGCCCAGGCACCUGCGGCAACAACGCGCUCUGCCGCGUCGUCAACCACAACCCCAUCUGCUCCUGCAGUCCCGGCUUCAGCGGUGAUCCAUUCGUGCGCUGCUUCCCUCAAGAGAUAGAGCGGCCGCCCAUCACCCACGAUCGAAUCGAUCCGUGUGUGCCAACGCCAUGCGGGCCCAACUCUCAGUGCCGGGUGUCGGCUGCUAGUGAGCAGGCUGUCUGCUCAUGCUUGCAGCAUUACGUGGGUAGGGCGCCGAACUGCCGGCCGGAGUGCACCUCGGACUCCGAGUGCCCCGGCAAUUCGGCCUGCAUCAAUCUGCGCUGCCAGGAUCCGUGUGUCGGUACCUGCGGCAUCCAGACCACUUGCCUUGUAAAUAAUCAUAGACCCAUUUGCCGCUGCAUUGAGGGUUAUGCAGGGGACCCAUUCUCAGAGUGUAGUCCGAAGAUUAUUGUCCCUGUUGAGGUGGCACAGCCCUGCAACCCGAGUCCCUGCGGAGCCAAUGCGGUGUGCAAGGAACGCAAUGGGGUAGGAUCCUGCUCCUGCCUGCCGGAGUACAAUGGAGACCCGUACACCGAAUGCCGCCCAGAGUGCGUGCUGAAUAGUGAAUGCUCGAAGAACCGUGCCUGCCUCAACAACAAGUGCCGCGAUCCCUGUCCGGGUGUAUGUGGCGUCUCCGCCGAGUGUCAUGUGAUUAACCACGCCCCCAGCUGCAGUUGCCCAUCCGGAUUCACUGGCAAUCCCUCUCAAUACUGCCGGGAGAUACCAAGAUUGCCCGCACCCGUUGAACCUUGUCGUCCCUCGCCCUGCGGUCCCUACAGUCAGUGCCGUGAGGUGAACGGACAUGCGGUCUGCUCCUGCGUUACCAAUUAUAUUGGCACACCACCCGCCUGUCGUCCGGAGUGCUCGGUCAGUUCCGAGUGUGCUCAGGACAGGGCGUGUGUGAAUCAGCGCUGUGUGGACCCGUGUCCGGGAACUUGUGGCAACGAGGCCAUUUGCAAGGUGACCAACCACAACCCGAUCUGCUCCUGCCCAGCCGGCUUUAGCGGCGAUCCUUUUGUGCGCUGUGCGCCGUGGCAGGAGGAACCGGAGCAGCCCAAGUCCAAUGAAAAUCCCUGCGUGCCCAGUCCCUGCGGCCGUAAUUCCCAGUGUCGUGUCGUGGGUGAGACGGGGGUGUGCUCCUGCCUGCCGAAUUUCGUGGGCAGAGCUCCCAAUUGUCGACCAGAGUGCACACUCAACACCGAGUGUCCUGCCACCUUGGCCUGUGUCAAUGAACGCUGUCAGGAUCCCUGUCCGGGAUCGUGUGGCUUCAAUGCCUACUGCAGUGUGGUGAAUCACUCUCCCGUCUGCUCCUGCGAUAAUGGUUACACUGGUGAUCCUUUCGCCGGCUGCAAUCCGCAACCUCCUACCAUACCCGAUGAGCGUCUGACUCCCUGCCAACCCUCGCCUUGUGGCCCGAAUGCCGAGUGCCGUGAGCGCAACGGAGCCGGUUCCUGUACGUGUCUGCCGGAGUACUUCGGUGAUCCGUACAGUGGCUGCCGUCCGGAGUGCGUGGUGAACAGUGAUUGCUCGCGCGACAAAUCGUGUGUCAACCAGAAAUGCGUGGACCCGUGUCCAGGUGUUUGUGGUUUGAAUGCCCAGUGUCGUGUGUCUAAUCAUCUGCCCAGCUGCUCUUGUUUGGCUGGCUACACUGGAAAUCCAUCGAGCGCUUGCCGUGAAAUUCCCCAAUUGCCUCCACCACCCGAACGGGAUGAGAACCCCUGUAGACCCCCGCCAUGCGGCGCCUACAGCCAGUGCCGCGAGGUCAACGGCCAUGCCGUGUGCUCGUGCCUACAGGGCUUCAUUGGCUCAGCCCCCAACUGCCGACCCGAGUGCAUCAUUAGCUCAGAUUGCGCCCAAGAUCUCAACUGUCAGAAUCAGAAGUGUGUGGACCCGUGUCCUGGUACUUGCGGCAUUGAGGCCCGCUGUCAGGUCAUAAACCACUAUCCCGCAUGCUCCUGUGCCCCAGGUUUUACCGGAGAUCCCUUCAACCGGUGCACUAAGAUAUUGUUGGAGCCCCCACCCACUGAAAAGUCCGGUAAUCCCUGCAUCCCCUCACCGUGCGGACCCAACUCGAAAUGCCUCGAUGUCCGCGGUUCGCCUGCAUGCUCCUGUUUGCCCGACUACCUGGGACGUCCACCCAACUGUCGGCCCGAGUGCCUCAGUAGUGCCGACUGUCCGGCCAAUCUGGCCUGUGUGAAUCAGCGCUGCUCAAAUCCAUGCAUCGGUGCCUGUGGCCUGCACUCCGUGUGCACGGUCAUCAAGCACCGACCGACAUGCGAAUGUGUGCCUGGUUACACCGGAGAUCCCUUCUCCGGCUGUGCGAUCGUGCAGCAAAUUCCUGCCAUUGAUGAACCGAGAAAUCCCUGCAAUCCCAGCCCCUGUGGAGCAAAUGCUGUCUGUCGGGAGCGCAAUGGAGCUGGCUCCUGCGCCUGCCUGCCGGAGUACUUUGGUGAUCCGUAUAGUGGCUGCCGGCCGGAAUGUGUCCAGAAUGACGACUGCGAACGAUCGCGUGCCUGCAUUAACAACAAGUGCCAGGACCCAUGUCCCGGAGCCUGCGGUAUCAAUGCCGAGUGCAGGGUCCUGAAUCACGGACCCAAUUGCAACUGCUUCGAAGGCUAUACCGGAGAUCCACAUCGCUCGUGCUCACUGAUUGAGGUGGUUACCAGACGACCAGAUAAUCCAUGCCAGCCAUCACCCUGUGGUCCUUACAGUCAGUGCUUGGACACCAACAGUCAUGCGGUGUGCAGCUGCCUGGAGGGCUACAUUGGAGCUCCGCCUAGUUGCAAACCUGAGUGCGUGGUCAGUUCAGAGUGCCCCCAAAACAGGGCUUGCAUCAACCAGAAGUGCGAAGAUCCGUGCCGCGGAUCUUGCGGUAAUAAUGCCAAGUGCCAAGUGGUGAACCACAAUCCAAUCUGUACAUGCCAGGCCGGCAUGACUGGAGAUCCCAUCUCGGGAUGUGAGCCCACUCCCACUGUCAAGGACGUGGACGACAACCCUUGUGUACCGUCACCAUGUGGACCCAACUCUAUAUGCCGUCAGAUUGGCAACCAGGCUGCUUGUUCUUGCAAGACUAGCUUUAUUGGACGUCCGCCCAACUGCCGACCGGAAUGUACUAACAACGACGAGUGCCAAAACCAUCUGUCCUGCCAGCAGGAGCUUUGCGUCGAUCCAUGUCCCGGUUCGUGUGGUAGCAAUGCCAUUUGCCAGGUGGUUCAGCAUAAUGCUGUUUGCUCCUGCGCCGAUGGCUACGAGGGUGAGCCGCUCUUUGGCUGCCAGCUAAUCCCAGCUGUGACACCAACCGAGUCACCAAACUCUCCUUGCGAACCAUCGCCUUGCGGCCCGCAUGCCGAGUGUCGGGAGAGGAAUGGAGCUGGCGCCUGUUACUGCCACGAAGGAUUCGAGGGUAAUCCGUAUGAUGCUCAACGAGGUUGCCGUCGAGAAUGCGAGAAUAACGAUGAAUGCUCCGCUGUCCAAGCCUGCUCUCGAUUCAAGUGCGUUGAUCCCUGCAACAACAUCUGCGGCGACUAUGCCAUUUGCACAGUUGACAAACAUGUGCCCACUUGCGACUGCCCGCCGGGUUACACUGGGGAUCCAUUCUUCAGCUGCAAGCCAGUGCCGGUUACCCCGCGACCACCUCUGAACCCAUGUAAUCCUUCGCCCUGUGGACCCAACAGCAACUGUCGUGCUAUGAAUAACCAGGCUGUGUGCUCUUGCCAGGCAGGAUUUGUUAACCAGCCGCCCAACUGCAAACCCGAGUGCGUGGUCAGCGCCGAGUGUGCUCCGGAAAGGGCCUGUGUGAACAAGAAGUGCGUGGAUCCUUGUCUGCACACCUGCGGCAUCCGAGCCAUAUGCACCACCAAGAACCACAGCCCCAUUUGCACGUGUCCACGUACGAUGACCGGAGAUCCAUUUGUCGAGUGCACUAAAGUUGCAAUCACCCAUGACGUGACUACACCGUCGCCGGCACCCGCAUCAUGUGUGCCAUCUCCUUGUGGACCCAACGCCAAGUGCCAGAUUGUGGGCAACAGUCCAGCCUGCUCCUGCCUGCCAAACUUCAUUGGAGCACCACCUCGCUGUCGCCCGGAGUGCGUGUUGAAUUCUGAAUGUGGACCCACGGAGGCGUGUAUCAACCAGAAGUGCGCCGAUCCCUGCUCUGGAUCUUGCGGAUUCGAGGCUAAGUGCCAUGUGCUUAACCAUCUGCCCAUUUGCAACUGCAUCGAGGGCUUCGAGGGAGAUCCGUUCGUGCGCUGUACCAAGAAGGAAACAGAGAAAACGCAAACUGUGAACGAUCCAUGCAACCCGAACCCGUGUGGACAAAACGCAGACUGUUUUGCCGGAGAGUGUCGCUGUCAGAAUAAUUACCAAGGAAAUGCCUACGAAGGCUGUCGUCCAGAGUGUACACUCUCGGCGGAUUGUCCCAGGGACAAGGCCUGUAUGCGCAAUCGCUGUGUGGAUCCCUGCCCGGGCAUCUGCGGCAACAAUGCCAUGUGCGAGGUGAUGAACCACAUUCCAGUGUGCUCAUGCUUCCAGGGCUACGAGGGUGAUCCGUUCGUUAAUUGCCGUGUGAAACCUGUCGUGGAGGACCCCAUAAUUGAGGCCUGCUCCCCAUCGCCCUGUGGUUCCAACAGCCAGUGCCGUGAUGUCAACGGACAUGCAGUGUGCUCUUGCCUGGAAGGCUACAUCGGCGCACCGCCUCAGUGCCGACCCGAGUGCGUGGUGUCCAGCGAAUGCUCCGCCCUACAGGCUUGUGUCAACAAGAAGUGCGUGGAUCCCUGCGCCGCUGCCUGCGGAUUGGAGGCCCGCUGUGAAGUGAUUAACCAUAGCCCGAUUUGUGGUUGUCCACCUGGCCGAACUGGAGAUCCGUUUAAGCAGUGCGUGGUUCUACCACCUGUACCUGCACCUGAUGUCAAGAAUACUCCUCAAGAUCCUUGCUUGCCCUCGCCCUGCGGACCAAAUACCUACUGCAAGCCUGAUAAAAAUGGUCCCGUCUGCCAGUGCCAACCCGAGUUCUUUGGCUCGCCACCCAAUUGCCGACCAGAGUGCAUAAUUAAUCCGGACUGUCAAUCCACGCAAGCGUGCAUCAACAACAAGUGCAGCAAUCCUUGCCCAGAAUCCUGCGGAACCAAUGCCGAGUGUCGUGUCAUUGGACACGCCGUUUCAUGCUCGUGCCCAGUUGGAUAUGCGGGCAACGCCUUUGUUCAGUGUGUGCCGCAGCAGGAUGAACCACCGAAGCCGUGCCAGCCAUCGCCAUGUGGAGCGAAUGCCGAGUGCAUCGAGCGGAAUGGAGCUGCUGCAUGCAAGUGUAUUGAUGAAUACCAGGGCAAUCCCUACGAGGGUUGUCGCCCAGAGUGCGUACUGAGCUCGGAUUGUCCCACGGAUAAGGCGUGCAUCCGCAACAAGUGCCAAGAUCCUUGUCCCGGAAUCUGCGGAUUGAAUGCCCAGUGCUAUGCUGUUAACCAUGUGCCCAACUGUGUGUGCAACGAUGGCUAUACUGGCGAUCCGUUCACCAGUUGUCGCCGAGUGGAAGUCACACCUCCACCUGCAGUUGCAGAGCCUUGUACUCCGUCCCCUUGCGGAGCCAACAGCAAAUGCAGGGUUGCCAAUGGUUUGGCCGUGUGCUCCUGCUUGGAUACCUUCAUUGGAGCCCCACCUAAUUGCAAGCCAGAGUGCACGGUUAAUGCCGAAUGUCCCUCGACCAAGGCUUGUCAUAAGUUCCGCUGUGCUAAUCCCUGCGCCAAGACGUGUGGCCUGAAUGCCAAGUGCGAAGUAAUAAAUCACAAUCCGAUUUGCAGUUGUCCAUUGGACAUGACGGGUGAUCCCUUCGCCCGCUGCUAUCCAGCUCCGCCGCCGCCGAUUCCAGGACCCAAGGAUGAGCCAGUGAAGAGACCAUGCCAACCAUCGCCUUGUGGAUUGAACUCGGAAUGUAGGGUACGCGAUGAGCAGGCCUCCUGCUCCUGCCUGCCCAACUUUAUUGGGGCACCACCCAACUGUCGUCCCGAGUGCGUUGUGAACACGGAUUGCUCGCCAGACCGAGCCUGCAUCGCCGAAAAGUGUCGCGACCCUUGUGACGGAUCCUGCGGAGUGGAUUCCGAGUGCCGUGUUCAGAACCACCUGGCUAUCUGUACUUGUCGUGGAGGAUUCACCGGAGAUCCGUUUGUCCGUUGCAUCGAGUUUAUCGAAGAGACCACCAAGUCGCCUCCACUUACUCAGGAUCCUUGUGAUCUGCAGCAGUGUGGAUCGAAUGCCGAGUGCAGGAAUGGCAUCUGUAGCUGCCUGCCGGAAUACCAGGGUGAUCCUUACACCAGCUGUCGCCCAGAAUGUACCUUGAGCACUGAUUGCCCGCCUACCAAGGCUUGCCUAAACAAGAAGUGUGUGGAUCCUUGCCCAGGAGUUUGUGGCCAGAACUCGCAGUGCGAUGUUUCGAAUCAUAUACCGAUAUGCAGUUGCCUACAGGGCUACACGGGUGAUCCGUUUGUGCAUUGCCGUCACGAGACGCCAGUUCCGAAGGACCCAUGUCAACCAAAUCCCUGCGGACCCAAUAGCCUGUGCCACAUUUCCGGCCAAGGACCAGUAUGUGCCUGUCAACCGGGAAUGUUGGGCUCACCACCCGCCUGCAAACCAGAAUGCAUCGUCAGUUCUGAGUGCUCGCUGCAAACGGCCUGUGUGAACAGGAAGUGCGUGGAUCCCUGCCCCGGAGCCUGUGGACAAUUUGCCCGCUGCCAGGUGAUCAACCACAACCCGUCGUGCUCUUGCAAUACUGGGUACACGGGCGAUCCGUUCACUCGAUGCUACCAGGAGGAGCGUAAGCCACCACAGACGCCAGACAACCCCUGUCAGCCAUCUCCUUGCGGACCUAAUUCCGAGUGCAAGGUUCUGAAUGGAAACGCAGCCUGCUCGUGUGCAGCUACCUUUAUUGGAACGCCACCAAGCUGCCGACCCGAAUGCUCCAUCAAUCCUGAAUGCCCACCGACCAAGGCCUGUAUUCGACAGAAGUGCUCAGAUCCGUGCGCGAAUGCCUGUGGAUUUAAUGCCCGCUGCAAUGUGGCCAAUCAUCAACCCAUCUGCACCUGCGAUGUGGGCUUUACUGGAGAUCCGUUCACCGGCUGUCAAAAGGAGCAAGAACGCAUUGUCAAUGAACAGGUUACUCCUUGUGAACCCAAUCCCUGUGGUUCGAAUGCUGUCUGUCGCGAAAGAAACGGCAUCGGUUCCUGCCAGUGCCUGCCCGAUCACUUUGGUGACCCGUAUCAGUCGUGUCGUCCGGAGUGCGUACGUCACUCGGACUGCGCCUCCAAUAAGGCGUGCCAGCAGCAGAAGUGUCGCGAUCCCUGCCCAGGCACCUGUGGCAGCAACGCGGACUGCAGUGUAACGAAUCACUUGCCCACCUGUUCUUGUCGCAUCGGAUACACGGGAGAUCCGUACCGCUACUGCCAUGUGGAACCACCACAACCUCCUGCUCGUGUGAACGAACCAACGCAACCCUGUCGCCCCUCACCGUGUGGUCCCAACUCUCAGUGUCGCGAACUCAACGGGCAGGCCGUGUGCUCCUGCCUGGAGCUCCACAUCGGUCUGCCCCCUAACUGCCGACCCGAGUGUGUGCUAAGCACCGAAUGUCCCACUGAAAAGGCUUGCAUCAGCCAACGUUGUCAGGAUCCUUGUCCAGGCACUUGUGGCAUCAAUGCCGAGUGUCGGGUGCGUAAUCACAGCCCACUGUGUCAGUGUCGUCAAGGUUUCACCGGUGAUUCCUUUACCCGUUGCUAUCCUCUGCCACCCCCACCGCCUGAAAUCGAACGUAUUGAGCGCGAUCCUUGCCUGCCAUCGCCCUGCGGUCUGAACAGUCAGUGCCGCAAUGUGCAGGGUGUGCCAUCCUGUUCCUGUUUGCCAGAAUUCUUGGGGGCACCGCCUAAUUGUCGACCAGAGUGCACCAUCAGUGCAGAGUGUCCAUCCAAUCUGGCUUGCAUACGAGAGAAGUGUAUAGAUCCCUGCCCCGGUUCCUGUGGCUAUGCCGCCGAGUGUAAUGUGGUAAACCACACGCCCAUUUGCGUGUGUCCAGCUGGCUUUACGGGUGAUCCGUUCAGCAGCUGCCGUCUUGCGCCGCCGCCAGAGCCUACUCAAAACGAAUAUGUGGAUCCCUGCAAUCCAUCACCAUGUGGCCCCAAUGCGCAGUGCAACACUGGAGUGUGCACAUGUCUAGCCGAAUUCCAUGGCGAUCCCUAUUCCGGCUGCCGUCCCGAGUGCGUUUUGAGUUCCGACUGUCCCAGAGACAAGGCUUGCCAUCGCAGCAAGUGUGUGAACCCCUGUCCGGGCACUUGUGGCGAGAAUGCCAUUUGCGAUGUUAUCAAUCACAUACCUAUGUGCAGAUGCCCAGAACGCACUGCAGGCAGCGCUUUCAUUCGUUGCUCCCCUGUGCAGAGUACGUCGAAAUGGUUACCCUUUAUAAAUGUCCCUCUAACAAACCCACCCAUAGUUUCAGUAACUAAUCCCUGCAGACCCUCGCCUUGUGGACCCAAUUCUCAGUGCCGCGAGGUUAAUCAGCAAGCAGUGUGCUCUUGCCUGCCAAGCUUUAUUGGAGCUCCGCCAUCGUGUCGACCCGAAUGCACCUCAAACGCCGAAUGUGCACCCACCCAAGCUUGCCUCAAUCAGCGGUGCGGAGAUCCCUGCCCUGGAACAUGUGGAGUGGGAGCAAAUUGCGCUGUUGUCAGCCAUAGUCCCUUCUGCACAUGUCCUGAGAGGUUUACGGGUAAUCCCUUCAUUCGUUGCCAGCCCCAGAGUAAGGAUAUUAAGGAGGAAAUAGAGUCACCUUUACAAGUGUUACCUUUCCCAGUUGAACCACCUGUUCGCGAUGUUGUGCCCGUUGAUCCUUGUCGCCCAUCUCCUUGUGGACCUUAUUCCCAGUGUCGCCCAGUUGGUGAGGCCCCAGCUUGUUCUUGUCUGGAAACCUACAUUGGACGUCCCCCGAACUGCCGGCCGGAAUGUGUGACCAGCUCGGACUGCACCAGUCAAAUGGCCUGUGUCAACCAGAAGUGCGUCGAUCCCUGCCCAGGACGCUGUGGCCUCAAUGCCGAAUGCCAUGUGGUCAGCCAUGCGGUGCAAUGCAUCUGUCAGCAGGGCUUCAACGGAGAUCCGUUCGUGCAGUGCACACCGGAGAUCGCCUAUGAAAACGAAAUCCGAACACCCUGCAACCCAAGUCCAUGUGGAUCGAAUGCCGUGUGCCGCGAUCGCAAUGGUGUCGGGUCCUGCCAGUGUCUGCCGCAGUACUUUGGAGAUCCUUACGAGGGCUGUCGCCCGGAGUGCAUGCUUGAUUCGGACUGUCCAUCGAACAGGGCGUGUCAGCAACUAAGAUGCCAGGAUCCCUGCCCAGGAACUUGUGGCCCGAAUGCCAACUGUCAAGUGGUCAACCAUUUGCCAACAUGUAACUGCCUAGCCGGAUAUGUGGGAGACCCAUACCGUCAAUGUAAUCGACAGCCAGAACCACCCCAAAACGAGUAUGUGAAUCCUUGUCAGCCCACACCCUGCGGUCCCAACUCUCAGUGUCGCGUUUCAAAUGAGCAAGCUGUUUGCUCCUGUCUGCCCCUGUUCGUGGGAACUCCACCAUCAUGCCGACCCGAGUGCACCAUCUCCUCGGAGUGUUCUGCGGAUAGGGCUUGUGUUAAUCAGAAGUGCGUGGACCCUUGCGCAGCGGAUACUUGCGGAAGCAAUGCCAUAUGUAGGGUGCGCAACCAUAGUCCCAUUUGCAGUUGCAUCAGCGGCUUCACAGGCGAUGCCUUCACCCGCUGCUUCCCCAUUCCACCGCCGAUCGUUGAGACUAAGGAUGAACCUCUGAGGGACCCCUGUAUACCAACACCAUGUGGUCCAAACUCUGAAUGCCGAAAUAUCAAUGGAGUUCCUGCUUGUUCCUGCUUGGCUAACUUUAUUGGCCAGGCUCCCAACUGUCGCCCCGAGUGCACAAUAAACUCGGAAUGUCCGAGUCAGCAGGCGUGCAUCAACCAAAAGUGUCGCGAUCCGUGUCCAGGAGCCUGCGGUCAGAAUGCUGUCUGUAGUGUCAUCAAUCAUACACCACUCUGCGCCUGCAUCGAAGGCUAUAUAGGCAAUCCAUUUACGAACUGCAAUCCCAAACCUCCAGAGCCCCCAGCUCUACCAGUUGCCGACGAUCCUUGCAACCCAUCGCCUUGCGGAUCUAAUGCUCUCUGUCGCAAUGGCCAAUGUUCGUGUAUACCCGAAUACCAAGGAGAUCCCUAUGUCACCUGCCGUCCGGAGUGCGUGUUAAACACAGAUUGUCCAAGAGAUCGAGCCUGCGUGCGCAACAAAUGUAUCGAUCCCUGCCCUGGAACUUGUGGGGUAAACGCCUUGUGCGAGGUUACCAACCAUAUUCCCAUUUGCCGCUGCCCAGAACAGAUGUCUGGCAAUGCUUUCUUCGAGUGUCGACCAGUGCCUCCUGCCAAAAUUCAAAAUCCCUGCCAGCCAUCGCCAUGUGGUCCGAACAGUCAGUGCCGUGUGGUGCAGCAGACUGCGGUCUGCUCCUGCCUGACUGAUUACGUGGGCAGUCCACCGCAAUGUCGUCCGGAAUGUGUGACAAACUCAGACUGUUCGGCCGAUCAGGAUUGCCAGAAUAUGAAGUGUCGCGAUCCCUGCCCUGGUACUUGUGGCUUCAAUGCCCUCUGCAACGUGGUUAACCACCGUCCCUUCUGCAGCUGUCCCUCAAGCAUGUCGGGAAAUCCCUUCGUGAGCUGCCAACAGCUAAUAAUACGCGAUGAGAGACCACAAAAUCCCUGCCAACCAUCGCCUUGUGGUCCCAACUCCGAGUGUCGCGUGUCUGGAGACUCGCCAUCUUGUUCUUGCCUACCCGAAUUUGUGGGUGCCCCACCAAAUUGCCGACCGGAGUGCAUAUCCAAUUCUGAGUGUACCACAAACCUUGCUUGUAUAAACCAGAAAUGCGUGGAUCCCUGCCCAGGACUUUGUGGUCUAAAUGCCAAUUGUCGAGUGUUCAGUCAUAGUGCCAUGUGCUUGUGUGACAGUGGCUUUACUGGAGAUCCGUUUAGUCAGUGCAGUCCCUUUAGGGAUACUCCCCCUGAAGUUCUUCAGCCCUGCAACCCCAGUCCUUGCGGCGUAAAUGCCAAGUGCGAGGAACGUGGUGGUGCAGGAUCAUGCCAGUGUCUGCCUGAUUACUUUGGAAAUCCGUAUGAUGGCUGUCGUCCCGAGUGCGUACUAAACUCUGAUUGUCCUUCGAAUCUGGCUUGUGUUAACCAGAAAUGUCGCGAUCCGUGUCCCGGCACUUGUGGUCAAAGCGCCGAGUGCCAGGUCGUUAAUCACUUGGCCACAUGUAAUUGCCUGGUCGGUUACACCGGAGACCCAUACAGCUUGUGUCGCAUUAUAGUCAACGAGCCACCGGAACGAGUUUAUGUUAACCCUUGCCAGCCGUCUCCAUGCGGACCAAACUCGCAGUGCCGUGAAGUCAACGAACAAGGCGUUUGUUCUUGUUUGCCAGAGUUUAUUGGUAGUCCGCCUGCCUGUCGUCCAGAAUGCACCAGCAGCUCGGAGUGCGCCGCUGACAAAGCUUGUGUGAACCGCAAAUGUAUGGACCCCUGUCCGAAUGUUUGUGGUCAGCAGGCCGAGUGUCGCGUGCGUAACCACAAUCCCAUUUGUACCUGUCUCAGUGGAUUCACGGGUGAUCCAUUCACUCGUUGUUACCGUCAGCCGCCUCCUCCGCCAGUGGACAUUGAACGUGAACCCCUUGACCCUUGUGUUCCUUCACCAUGCGGGGCGAACUCUCAGUGUCGCGAGAUCCAUGGCACACCAUCAUGCUCUUGCCUGCCCCAAUACCUGGGAACUCCACCCAGUUGUCGCCCGGAGUGUUCUAUCAAUGCCGAGUGUCCUAGUCAUCAGGCUUGCAUUAACCAGAAAUGUCGCGAUCCCUGUCCCGGCUCUUGUGGCCUCAACACUCAGUGCAAUGUAAUCAACCACACGCCCAUUUGCAGUUGUGUGGUGGGAUACAUUGGUGAUCCAUUCAGCGUUUGUAAUCCGCAGCCAAUCCCAGAAAAAAUUCGAGACCCACUGCCACCAGAAGAUCCCUGCAACCCAUCGCCAUGUGGCUCUAACACGCAGUGCAACAAUGGAGUAUGCUCUUGUCUGCCCGAAUACCAUGGAGAUCCGUAUACCGGUUGUCGUCCUGAGUGCGUCUUACAUACGGAUUGCGACCGUAGUAAGGCUUGUGUACGUCACAAGUGUGUUGACCCUUGUCCAGGUGUCUGUGGCAUCAACGCGAUAUGUGAGGUUCUGAACCACAUACCUAACUGCCGUUGCUUAGAGAGAAUGCAAGGCAAUGCCUUUGUUCAAUGCAGCCCAAUUCCACAGCUCGACGUCGUACAAAAUCCUUGCCAACCCACGCCGUGUGGACCUAAUUCUCAGUGUCGCGUUGUCAACCAACAGGCCAUUUGCUCCUGCAUCACGCCCUUCGUAGGAAGCCCGCCAUUCUGCCGACCAGAAUGCACCACCAACUCAGAGUGUCCUUUAAUCCUGGCCUGUCGCAAUCAAAAGUGCAGUGACCCCUGUCCUGGAGUUUGUGGCCGCGGUGCCCAGUGUCAUGUGACCAACCACAGUCCCUUCUGCCGCUGUUUGGAGCGCUACACGGGUAAUCCGUUCGUGAGUUGCCAGCAGAUCAUCGAACCACCGGUGCCACCACCAAGGCAAACCUGCCUGCCAUCACCCUGCGGACCGUACUCCCAAUGUCGUGAAGUAAACGAAUCACCUUCCUGCACUUGUCUGGCGGAAUACAUUGGAGUCCCUCCCAAUUGUCGACCCGAGUGCGUGACCAGUUCAGAGUGUCCCUCAAAUCAGGCCUGCAUUCAGCAGAAGUGUCGCGAUCCCUGUCCAGGACUAUGUGGACAAUCAGCGGAAUGUCGAGUGAUCUCCCACACGCCAAGCUGUGUUUGCCCAGAAGGCAUGGAAGGUGAUCCGUUUACUCUAUGCACGGAGAAGAGAAUUCAGGAACGGGACCAGUUGGACCCUUGCAGUCCCAGUCCUUGUGGAGUCAAUGCCCGCUGUACUUCUCGCCAAGAUGCCGGAUCCUGCCAGUGUUUGCCAGAGUACUUUGGCAAUCCCUAUGAGGGAUGUCGCCCUGAGUGUGUCCUUAAUUCUGAUUGUGCAUCAAACAAGGCCUGUCAGCAACAGAAAUGCCAGGAUCCCUGUCCAGGAACUUGUGGUCAGAAUGCUCUAUGCAACGUCCUGAAUCAUGUACCCAGUUGUAGCUGCAUAACGGGCUACUCCGGUGAUCCAUAUAGGUCGUGUGUCCCAGAACCUGUCAAGGAAUAUGUUAAUCCCUGCCAACCAUCGCCAUGUGGUCCCAACUCGCAGUGCCGUGAAAUUAACGAACAAGCCAUUUGCUCGUGUUUGCCAGAAUAUGUGGGUGCCCCUCCAGUGUGUCGACCCGAAUGUACGAUUUCAUCAGAGUGUCCGGUUGACAAGGCCUGCGUGAACCAGAAAUGUAUAGAUCCCUGUCCCAACACGUGUGGUGAACAAGCCAUCUGUCGCGUUGUGAAUCACAGUCCCAUUUGCUCUUGUCGCGCCGGGUACACGGGCGAUGCCUUCUUCCGAUGCUUCCCUAAACCUCCGGUACCACCGACACCUAUACAAAAGACUCCAGUUGACCCUUGUGUGCCCUCACCCUGCGGUCCCUACUCCCAGUGCCGGUCCCAAGGAGAUGCUCCUGCCUGUUCCUGUGUGGUUGGAUAUUUAGGAGCCCCUCCGAAUUGCCGACCCGAAUGUCGCAUCAAUGCCGAGUGUCCCAGCAGUCAGGCGUGCAUCAAUGAGAAGUGUAGGGAUCCCUGUCCCGGUUCCUGCGGCUAUGGGGCCAUUUGUAAUGUGAUCAAUCAUACGCCUAGCUGCACUUGCCCGGCAGGAUAUAUGGGUGACCCAUUCAGUCAGUGUCAGCCCCAGCCACCUCCGCCACCAACACCCGUUAAGCUUGAUGAUCCGUGCAACCCCUCGCCCUGCGGUCCGAACGCUCAGUGUAAUAAUGGCGUCUGCACCUGCAUUCCCGAAUACCAUGGUGACCCCUAUAGUGGUUGCCGCCCAGAGUGCAUCACAAGUGCGGAUUGCUCUCGAGAACUCGCCUGUUCGCGUCACAAGUGCUUCGACCCGUGCCCGGGAACCUGUGCCCCUAAUGCCAUUUGUACUGUGCUCAAUCACGUGCCCAUGUGCACUUGUCCGGAGGGUUAUAAUGGCAAUGCGUUCGUUCAGUGCCAGCCUGCGCCACCCCCUGUCCUUGUCCAACCCUGCCAGCCCUCUCCAUGUGGACCUAACUCACAAUGCCGCGAGGUCAACCAACAGGCUGUAUGCUCUUGUGUGUCAGGAUACUUUGGAACACCACCGCUUUGUCGUCCGGAGUGUACAUCAAACUCGGAAUGUUUGUCGCGCCAAGCGUGUGUGAAUCAAAAAUGUAUGGAUCCGUGUCCCGGUUCUUGUGGCCGCAAUGCUCAGUGCAGUGUGGUGAACCAUAAUCCCUUCUGUACAUGUCUGCCUCGCUUUACUGGCAAUCCUUUCGUGGGUUGUCAACAGAUUAUCGAACCACCACGCCAAGAUAUUGUGCCUCAGGAUCCUUGCCGCCCAUCGCCUUGUGGCCCCAAUUCCGAAUGCCGCGCUGUCGGUGAGACACCAACUUGUACGUGUCUUGCUGAUUUCGUGGGCUCUCCGCCGUAUUGUAAGCCCGAAUGUGUGGCUAACUCAGAGUGUCCUUCGAACAUGGCUUGUAUCAAUCAAAAGUGUCGCGAUCCCUGUCCCGGAUUGUGCGGUUUAAGUGCCACUUGUCGCGUAGUCUCCCACACUGCAAUCUGCAUUUGUGAUGCUGGCUUGACCGGAGAUCCCUUCACACAAUGUCAACCCAUUGAGGCCGAUGUGGAGAUCAUCAAUCCCUGCCAACCAUCGCCUUGCGGCGCCAAUGCUGAGUGUAUCCAACGGAAUGGAGCAGGAGCCUGUCAGUGUCUCGCAGAAUAUUUUGGAAAUCCCUAUGAAGGCUGUCGCCCGGAGUGUGUUUUGAACUCGGAUUGUCCAUCGAAUAGAGCUUGUCAGCAGCAGAAGUGCCGUGAUCCCUGCCCCGGAAGCUGUGGACAGAAUGCCGAAUGCAAUGUGGUGAACCACACGCCCAUGUGCAACUGCUUUGCAGGAUAUAUCGGCGAUCCAUACCGCUAUUGUAGCCAACCGCCAGAACCUGUUGUCCAUGAGUAUGUGAACCCCUGUCAACCGUCUCCCUGUGGCCCGAAUUCUAAUUGUCGCGAGGUCAACGAGCAGGCAGUAUGCUCCUGUCGUCCCGAGUUCGAAGGAGCCCCACCCAACUGCCGGCCCCAGUGCACCUCAAGCUCUGAAUGUGCCCCCACAAAGGCAUGUAUCAACCAAAAGUGCGUUGAUCCCUGCCCCGGUGUCUGUGGCCAGCAGGCAAUCUGUGAGGUGCGCAACCAUAGUCCCAUUUGUAGGUGUCCCACCGGCAUGACCGGUGAUCCCUUCGUGCGCUGUUUGCCCCGACCAUCGAUUCCCCCACCGCCCUUGAGGGAUGUAGUUCCCUACCGCGAUCCCUGCCUCCCUUCACCCUGUGGCCUGUACUCGUCGUGCAGAAAUCAACAGGAUCAAGCCGUUUGUUCUUGCUUGCCCAAUUACUUUGGCACUCCGCCGCAUUGUCGUCCCGAGUGUUCCAUCAAUGCAGAGUGCCCAAGUCACUUGGCUUGCAUCGGCGAGCGCUGCCGCGAUCCUUGUCCCGGUGCCUGUGGUCAGCAGACCGAGUGCCGAGUCAUCAGUCACGUUCCCAGUUGUGUUUGCCUGCGCGGCUAUGUGGGCGAUGCUUUCCUGGCCUGCCACCCAGCACCACCCCCACCAGCCCGCGAAGAGCCCCGCGAUCCAUGCAAUCCCAGUCCCUGCGGCAGCAAUGCCAUCUGCUCAAAUCAGGGAGAGUGUACAUGUCUGGCCGACUAUCAGGGCGAUCCUUACGUGGCCUGUAGACCCGAGUGUGUCCUGAGUUCGGAGUGCCCCCGAAAUCUAGCCUGCAUACACCAGAAGUGCACUGACCCUUGUCCCGGAACCUGUGGUACCAAUGCAAUCUGCGAAGUGGUUAAUCACAUUGCCAUGUGCCAUUGUCCCGAGCGAAUGACGGGAAAUGCUUUUGUGCAGUGUUCCCCUUUACAAUUGGAUGUAUACCGCAACCCUUGUAAUCCCUCUCCAUGCGGCUCCAAUGCGGAGUGUAGGGAGCAGAAUGGUCAAGCAGUGUGCAGCUGUCUUCGCAACUAUUUUGGUGUGCCUCCCUCUUGUCGACCCGAAUGUAGCACCAACUACGAUUGUUCCCCAAGUUUGGCGUGUCAAAAUCAACGGUGCGUCGACCCUUGUCCAGGAUCAUGUGGAGUCUAUGCCGAGUGCCGAACUGUGAGCCACAGUCCUUUCUGUAGUUGCAGACCCGGCUACACAGGCAAUCCCAUUGUUCAGUGUCAUGUGAUUAUUGAACCUCAACGCGAUCUUGUGCGUCAAGAUCCUUGCCAGCCCUCACCCUGUGGACCAAACAGCGAAUGUCGCCGCGUGGGCGACACACCCUCCUGCUCUUGCCUGUCAAACUUCUUUGGCACCCCGCCCAACUGCCGUCCUGAAUGUGUCUCCAACUCCGAGUGCAGUCAGUUGCAUGUGUGCACAAAUAACCGCUGCAAGGAUCCGUGUCCAGGUCUCUGCGGCACUGAUGCCGUAUGCCGGGUGAUCAGUCACAGUGCCAUGUGCUACUGCCAGCCGGGCUAUAGUGGGGAUCCAUUCGUUCGUUGCGCACCAGAUAUUCAAAGGGAACCGGUUGAGAUAGUGCAACCCUGCAACCCGAAUCCUUGCGGCUCCUUUGCCGAGUGUCGCCAGCAGAAUGGAGUCGGUUCCUGCCAGUGUCUGCCGGAGUAUUUCGGCAAUCCCUACGAGGGAUGUCGUCCAGAGUGUGUGCUCGACUCCGAUUGCCCCUCUCAGCUGGCCUGUGUCAAUCAGAAAUGCCGCGAUCCCUGUCCCGGAAGUUGUGGCCAAAAUGCCGAAUGCUUUGUGCGUAAUCACUUGCCAACGUGCAACUGUCUCAGCGGCUUUGUCGGUGAUCCCUAUCGCUAUUGCAACAUUGAACCGAAACCCAUGCGGGAAUAUGUCAACCCCUGUCAGCCCUCUCCUUGCGGGCCCAACUCUCAGUGUCGCGAGCAGAAUGGAGUGGCCACUUGCUCCUGUCUACCGGAGUAUGUGGGCACACCGCCGGGCUGCCGGCCUGAGUGUACGGUUUCCUCGGAGUGCAAUCUUGACAAGGCCUGCGUUCGUCACAAGUGCAUUGACCCUUGUCCUGGUGCCUGCGGCAGUUCUGCCAAUUGCCAGGUGGUGAACCAUGCUCCGAUCUGCUCUUGUCAAGCAGGUUACACAGGAGAUCCCUUCACGCGUUGUUACCCAAUUCCUCCUCCACCAUCGCACAUCAUCCACGAUAUAGUGCGCGAUCCUUGCCAACCAUCUCCCUGUGGGGCCAAUGCCCAAUGUAGGCAGUCCCAGGGUCAAGCCAUCUGCUCCUGUUUGUCCAACUACUUUGGUGUCCCGCCCAAUUGUCGACCCGAGUGCACUCAAAGUUCAGAGUGCCUGUCCAGUCUGGCCUGCAUCAAUCAACGGUGCGCGGAUCCCUGUCCUGGCUCCUGUGCCUACAACGCCAUUUGUCACGUGCGUAACCACGUGCCCAGUUGUCAGUGCCCAGUGGGCUAUGUGGGUGAUCCGUUCACCAAUUGCCACCCUAAACCUCAGCCACCACACGAACCCAUUGCUUUUGACGACCCGUGCACUCCUUCCCCCUGUGGAGCAAAUGCCGUGUGCCGGAAUGGUCAAUGUUCUUGUAUUACCGAGUACCAAGGAGAUCCGUAUACCGGCUGUCGUCCGGAGUGUGUAUUGAAUGCAGAUUGCGCGCGCAAUCGGGCUUGUGUUCGUCAUAAGUGUGUGGAUCCCUGUCCAGGAACGUGUGCCCCCAACGCCAUCUGUGAUGUUCUAAAUCACAUUGCCAUGUGUCGCUGUCCGGAACAGAUGACAGGCAAUGCCUUCAUCCAGUGUGAAACUCCGCCCAAGUUGCUGGCACCACCCGAUCCGUGCUACCCCUCGCCCUGCGGUCCGAAUAGUCGCUGCCGCGUGUUUAACGACAAUGCUGUAUGUUCCUGCAUUGAGGAUUUCAUUGGAACGCCACCAAAUUGUCGACCAGAGUGUACGCAUAACUCGGAUUGCUUGCCUAGUCUGGCUUGCCAGAGGCAGCAUUGCAUUGAUCCGUGCCCGGGAACUUGUGGUUUUAAUGCCCUUUGCCAUGUGGUAAAUCAUGCACCGAUUUGCAGUUGUCCACCAAGGCAGAAUGGAAACCCCUUCCUGGGCUGCUUCCCAGAACCAGUGCGACGUGAUGAGAUUAUACCAAAGAAUCCGUGCCAACCUUCUCCAUGUGGUCCGUAUGCCAAGUGCUUGUCCGUUGGAGAUCAGGCGCAGUGCAGCUGCCUGGCGGAAUACAUCGGAACACCGCCCAACUGUCGGCCGGAGUGUGUAACCAAUUCGGAGUGCUCCUUUAACAUGGCCUGCUUAAACCAACGAUGCCGCGAUCCCUGCCCUGGAACUUGUGGCUCCAAUGCCAAUUGCCACGUGAUAAGCCAUGCUGCCAUGUGUUACUGCCUACCAGGCUAUACUGGUGACCCAUUCACGUCUUGUCUGCAAGUACCUUUAAUCCAGCAAGUCGAGAUCGUACAACCUUGCUCUCAUAAUCCCUGUGGAGCUAAUGCUGUGUGUCGCCACGAAGGCAAUGUCGGUUCCUGCCAGUGCCUGCCCGAAUACUACGGAAAUCCAUACGAGAUCUGUCGCCCUGAGUGUGUAACGAAUAACGACUGCCCGGCCCACAAAUCCUGUCAGCAGAUGAAAUGUCGGGAUCCUUGCCCAGGAGUCUGUGCCCUGAAUGCUUUGUGUCGAGUGAUUAAUCACUUGCCAACUUGUCAUUGUCAGAACGGCUUUGUUGGUGACCCCUACCGCUAUUGCCAAAUUCCUGAGAAACGUGAGUUCUGCGAAAUGUGCGUUCUGCGGUCCAAUGUUAACCUAUCCAUUCCCAUACCUUUAGCUGUUCUCAAAGAGUAUGUCAAUCCCUGCCAACCAUCACCGUGUGGUCCUAACUCCCAAUGCCGUGAAAACAAUGAGCAGGCCAUCUGCACAUGUCUGCCCGAGUAUGUGGGCGCUCCGCCCAAUUGCCGACCCGAGUGUGUGACCAGUGCAGAGUGUCCUCAAGACAAGGCUUGCAUUAGGCAAAAGUGUAGUGAUCCCUGCCCCGGUGUGUGCGGCUCCAAUGCCGAUUGUCGCGUCAUCCAGCAUGCCCCUAUUUGCAGUUGUCGUCCUGGUUUCACAGGCGAUGCCUUUACUCGCUGCUUAGCCCUGCCACCCCCAAGACCACCACAGUUGGACGUAUAUCGUAAUCCCUGUGUACCCUCACCUUGUGGCCAGUUUGCAGAGUGUCGGGAUAACCAGGGAACUGCCACCUGCAGUUGUCUGCCCUCCUACUUUGGCACUCCGCCCAACUGUCGCCCCGAGUGUACGAUCAACCCCGACUGUCCCGCUCAUCUGUCCUGCCAACAGCAGCGUUGUCGCGAUCCUUGCCCAGGAGCCUGUGGAUUCAAUGCCCUGUGCACGGUUAUUAAUCACAAUCCUACGUGCCAGUGUGCGACUGGACUAAUUGGCAACGCCUUCACAUCCUGUCAUGCUCCACCGCCAGUCGCUCGAGAUCCCCCUCAAAUAAGUGAUCCCUGUUCAUUAAUAACUUGUGGCGCUAAUGCAGUGUGCAAUCAAGGACAAUGCAGCUGUCUGCCUGAAUUUGUGGGUAAUCCAUUAGUGGGCUGUCGACCAGAAUGUGUGCUAAGCACGGAAUGCGACUGGAACAAGGCGUGCGUGAGAAACAAGUGUAUCGAUCCCUGCCCUGGAACAUGCGGAUCCAAUGCCAUCUGUGAGGUGCAUAGACACGUGGCCAUGUGCCACUGUCCACCGGGAAUGACGGGAAAUGCAUUCAGCCAAUGCCGACCCAUACCGCCAGCUCCAAUACGCGAUGUCAUCGAUCCCUGCCAGCCCUCACCGUGCGGACCAAAUGCCCAGUGUCGCAAUAUUAACGGACAGGCUGUGUGCUCUUGUCUUCGCGAUUUCGUUGGAGUCUCACCUUCAUGUCGACCAGAGUGCGUUAGUAAUGCGGAGUGUCCGCUGCACUUGGCUUGUCUCCAGCAACAUUGUCGAGAUCCCUGUCCCGGAGUUUGUGGCUUGAACGCUGAAUGUCGCGUAAUUAAUCACAGCCCCAAUUGCCACUGCAUUGGUUCCUUUACGGGUAAUCCAUUCGUGGCUUGUCACCGGCAACCACCACCACCACCUAGGCAGGACCCUAUUGAUCCUUGUCAGCCGUCGCCGUGUGGAGCUAAUGCGGAAUGCCGUGCGCAGGGAAGCAAUGCUCAAUGUAGUUGUUUUACCGGCUUCAUUGGAACACCACCCAACUGCCGACCAGAGUGCGUGUCGAACUCGGACUGCCCCACGAAUCUGGCUUGCCUCAACCAAAAGUGCCGCGAUCCCUGCCCAGGAGUCUGUGGCUCCAAUGCUGAGUGUUAUGUGAUUAAUCAUACUCCUAUGUGUACAUGUAUUGGUGGACAAACUGGCAAUCCGUUUGUGGGAUGUCAAGUGGUACGAGAUGUGCCCGAACUGCUUACACCAUGUGUGCCCAGUCCUUGUGGAGCCAACGCUCUCUGUACGGAGAGAAAUGGAGCCGGAGCUUGUCAGUGUCUUCCGGAGUUCUUUGGUAAUCCCUACGAAGGCUGUCGACCGGAGUGUGUGCUUAACUCGGACUGCCCAAGCCACCUGGCUUGUCUGAAUCAACAUUGCCGCGAUCCCUGUCCCGGAACCUGUGGUCCAAAUGCCCAGUGUCAAGUGCGCGAUCACCUGCCACAAUGCAAUUGUCUUACAGGCUACAAUGGAAACCCCUACGUUUACUGUAGUGUCCUGCGUGAACCCCUGCCUGAACCGAUUCCCUCUCGCCCCUGUCAACCCUCACCAUGCGGUCCGAACUCUCAGUGUCGGGAGUCGAAUAACCAGGCCAUUUGCAAGUGCCUGCCCGAUUUUAUUGGAUCCCCACCUGCCUGCAGGCCCGAAUGUACUAUCUCCAGCGAGUGUGAUUUGACCCUGGCGUGUGUCCAACAACACUGUGUCGAUCCCUGUCCAGGUGUUUGCGGCGGCAGUGCCCAGUGUCGGGUUAUAAACCACAGUCCGCACUGUAGCUGCCUGCCUGGUUACACGGGUGAUGCCAUAAGUGGUUGCCAGCGCAUACCACCAGCAAUUAGUUAUGAUGCCCCCAAGGAAACCUACCGCGAUCCCUGUGCGCCCUCUCCCUGUGGUACCUUUGGCCAAUGCCGUGCUCAGGGCAACCAGGCUAUAUGCUCAUGCCUGCCUGGUUACUUUGGAGCUCCCCCCAACUGCCAGCCAGAGUGUGUGAUUAAUCCGGACUGCCCCUCCCAUUUGGCCUGUAUCAGUGAAAAAUGCCGUGAUCCGUGCCCCGGUUCUUGUGGGCUCCAGGCCCAUUGCAACGUCAUCAACCACACACCCAUUUGCAGCUGUCCCUCAGGUUAUCAGGGCAAUCCCUUCGUAAGCUGUCAACGAACUCCUCCUCCACCAACUCCGCCCCUUCGCGAUGCCUGUAAUCCUUCGCCUUGUGGCUCCAAUGCCAUUUGCAGCGCUGGAGGUCAGUGUUCUUGCUUGCCCGACUUCGAUGGCAAUCCCUAUGUGGGUUGUCGUCCGGAGUGCGUCCUAAACACGGACUGUGCGAGAGACAAGGCUUGCCAGCGCAGUAAGUGCACGGAUCCCUGUCCAGGAGCUUGUGGGGUUGGAGCAGUUUGCGAGGUGCGCAACCACAUACCAACAUGUAAUUGUCCGCCCGGAACUUCGGGCAACGCAUUCGUCCAGUGUACUGUUGUGCAAUGUAGGUUUCAAACUAAAAAUCAACCAACUUUAGAGACCCCAUUAAACUAUUCCUUGUUCUGUUUAGCUUCUCCCGUGGAGCCUUUGAAUCCCUGUCAGCCAUCCCCGUGUGGAAACAAUGCCCAAUGCCGAGUGGCCAACAAUCAGGCCAUCUGCUCUUGCUUACCCGGCUACUUUGGUGUUCCACCAAAGUGUCGCCCCGAGUGCACCGUUAACUCGGACUGUGCCCCACAUCUGGGCUGCUUGAAUCAGCAGUGCCGCGAUCCUUGCCCUGGAGCAUGUGGCCAGUUUGCUCAGUGCCAAGUCAUUCGGCAUGUGCCGCACUGCAGUUGUCCCACAGGAUACUCAGGCAAUGCCUUCUUCCUUUGUCAUCGUGUACCGCCUCCACCACCAGUCCAAAGAGAACCGCUCAACCCAUGCUCACCGUCACCAUGUGGAGCCAAUGCAGAGUGUACUAAUCAAAAUGACAAGGCAAUUUGCAAGUGCUUGAAGGAUUACGUAGGAACACCUCCCAACUGUCGACCGGAGUGCAUAACAUCAUCGGAGUGUCCGAAUCAGCUGGCUUGCAUUGCUCAGAAAUGCAAGGAUCCUUGUCCUGGGCUUUGUGGAAACGCAGCCAGCUGUCAAGUUGUCAGCCACGUACCCUCGUGCAUCUGUAUUGCGGACUACAUUGGUGACCCCUACACUGGAUGCUAUGCACGGCCGCAGAUUCAACGCGAGCAGAUCAACCCCUGCUUCCAAAACCCUUGCGGAAGUAAUGCCGUGUGCCGAGAGCGAGGUGGAGCCGGUUCCUGCCAAUGCUUGCCGGAAUAUUACGGCAACCCCUACGAGGGAUGUCGACCCGAAUGUGUGCUUAAUUCAGACUGUUCGAGCCAUUUGGCUUGCCUUAAUCAACAUUGCCGUGAUCCCUGUCCAGGAAGCUGUGCCCCCAAUGCCCAAUGUCAAGUCGUUAAUCACGUGCCCAGCUGUAGUUGCUAUCCCGGAUAUAGUGGUGACCCCUAUCGCCACUGCCAAGUGGUCCAGGCGGAACGUAAGCAGUCUCCACCCAGUCAAUCGUUUAACCCUUGCACUAACACUCAAAUUUACCAUUACCCCCAAUCUGCACUUUUAUGUCCCUCUCCAGCCGUCGAAGUUGUUCACUUUAAUCCCUGCCAACCCUCACCGUGUGGUCCCAACUCUCAGUGCACCGAGUCCCAGGGUCAGGCGGUGUGUCGCUGCCUACCCGAUUACUUUGGUUCCCCACCAGGUUGUCGACCUGAGUGCACCACUAAUCCCGAAUGUCCCAAUGAUAGAGCUUGCGUGGCCAGAAGAUGUGCUGACCCUUGUGUGGGUGCUUGUGGCCAGAAUGCCAUAUGUCGAGCGCAUCAACAUAGGGCUCAUUGCUCAUGUCAUCCUGGUUACACAGGAGAUGCCUUUAUGCGCUGCGUGCCCUUGCCUCCGCCCCAACCUAUUAGGGAUUCACCCGUGAUCCACAGAGACCCCUGUGUACCCUCGCCCUGUGGACAGUUUGCCCAGUGUCGAGUGGAGUACGACCAAGCCGUGUGCUCCUGCCAAACCUCCUACUACGGUACUCCUCCUUACUGCCGACCCGAGUGCACCCAGAACUCUGAUUGUCCCAGCCAUAGAGCUUGUGUCAAUCAAAGGUGCGCGGAUCCUUGCCCCGGGGCUUGCGGUCUGAACGCCCAAUGUGAUGUGCUCAAUCAUGUGCCCAGCUGUUCAUGUCUUAGCGGUUUUGUGGGAGAUCCCUUCUACCGCUGCUAUCCAGCUCCAACGCCUCCUCAAACCCCUGUUACUAUCAUUGCGGAUGAUCCUUGUCAGCCCUCGCCCUGCGGUCCAAAUGCCCAGUGUUCGAACGGUGUUUGCAGUUGCCUGCCCUUGUACCAGGGUGAUCCAUACGUGGGAUGUCGCCCAGAGUGCGUGUUGAGUACGGAGUGUCCGUGGAACAAGGCCUGUAUCCGCAAUCGUUGCCUAGAUCCGUGCCCGGGAACUUGCGGAUCAGGAGCCACAUGCCAGGUGCAUAAUCAUGUGGCCAUGUGCCAGUGUCCGGCUGGUUAUCAGGGCAAUCCGUUUGUGCUGUGCCAGCCGACACCAUUACAGGCACCCAUAGAGCUGCAUCCCUGCCAGCCUUCGCCUUGCGGACCCCAUGGACAAUGUCGGGAAGUUGGCACGCAAGCAAUUUGCACUUGCCUGCCCGGCUAUUAUGGAAAUCCUCCAGCCUGUCGACCCGAAUGUGUCAGCGACUCAGAGUGUCCACCCAGUCUGGCUUGUGUGAAUCAGAAGUGCCGCGAUCCCUGCCCUGGUGCUUGUGGUUACAUGGCCGAAUGCCAUGUGAUUAACCACGGACCGCAGUGUGUUUGCCCUGCUGGUUACACUGGAAGUCCUUACUCCCAGUGCCAGUUGAUCAGGACAUAUUAUACACCAGUGCAGCGCGAACCAAUUGAUCCUUGCUCGCCGACUCCCUGUGGUCCUCAUGCUCAGUGCAGCAAUGAGGCAGGUAAUGCGGUUUGCCGCUGUCUUCCGGAGUAUUUGGGUGUGCCACCCUAUUGUCGACCCGAGUGCAUUGCCAACAGUGAGUGUCCCAGCGACAGAGCCUGUAUCAAUCGGAAGUGCCAAGAUCCAUGCCCGGGCCUGUGCGGUUACAAUGCCAUCUGUCGAACCUACAACCACCAGCCAAACUGUGUUUGUGCUCCUGGACUGGUGGGCAAUCCCUUCAACUCCUGCCUGCCUCCAACACGAAUUGAGGCUUCACCAGCACCACCGACAACAGCCAUACAGGUGCUUCAGUAUGAGGAGCCUUUUAUCAACGGCUGUGAACCUAAUCCCUGUGGAGCAAAUGCUCAAUGCAACCAGCGGAGAGGAGUAGUCUCUUGCGUCUGUUUGCCGGACUAUUUUGGAAAUCCCUACGAAGCCUGUCGACCAGAGUGCAUUUUGAACUCCGAUUGUCCUUCUAAUAGAGCGUGUGUGCAGCAAAAAUGUCGCGAUCCGUGUCCCGGCACAUGUGGCUUGAAUGCCGAGUGCUAUGUUCUGGAUCAUCUGCCUCAGUGCAGGUGUUUCGGUGGUUACACUGGAAACCCCUUGGCGUACUGCACGCCCGUUCCUAUAGUCCAACAAUGUAAGCAUCCAUGCAUUCAAAUGUCCGUACUGAAUUUAGAUAAUCCAUUUUAUCCGUUUGCACCAACCCCUUUAGCACCUUUGACUCCCUGCGAUCCCUCACCUUGUGGAUCCAAUGCCCAGUGUCACCCGUCAAAUAAUGAAGCCGUAUGCUCCUGUUUACCCGAAUUCUAUGGAACCCCUCCUAACUGUAAACCAGAGUGCACUCUUAACUCAGAGUGUGCUUAUGAUAAGGCGUGCGUCCAUCACAAGUGUGUUGAUCCCUGUCCUGGAAUUUGCGGUAUUAAUGCCGAAUGUCGCGUCCACUAUCACAGUCCCAUAUGUUACUGCAUCUCCUCGCAUACUGGCGAUCCGUUCACACGUUGCUACGAGACCCCAAAACGUAAGAGCAUAGUUAAACCUUCGUAUGCCAUAAUUGAAUCGGUUAACAAAAAACAUUUUCAAAUUCUAAUCGAAACAGCUGUGCGACCCCAAAUAUACGACACACCUUCUCCUCCCUAUCCGGUUGCUAUACCGGAUCUGGUGUACAUACAACAACAACAACCGGGAAUUGUAAAUAUUCCCUCUGCAACUCAACCAGAAUACCCCUCACCUCAGCCACCAGUUUACAAUGUGAACUAUCCAACACCACAACCAGAGAAUCCCCAAAAGCCUGGAGUUGUAAAUAUACCUUCCGUGUCACAGCCAGUCUACCCAUCGCCUCAGCCUCCUGUUUACGACGUCAACUACCCAACAACGCCCCAACAGCCAGGUGUUGUAAAUAUUCCAUCGGUACCUCAACCAAUCCCUCCGACAUCUCAGAGACCUGUCUUUAUACCAUCGCCCGUGAACCCAUCAUCUGCACCUCAGCCUGGAGUAAUUAACAUUCCUUCAAUGCCGCAACCAGGAUAUCCAACGCCACAGAGCCCAGUUUAUGAUGUAAACUACCCAAUUGCACCGACUCCAUCACAACAACCUGGCGUUGUCAAUAUUCCAUCUGUGCCAAACCCAUCAUAUCCUUCCCAGAAUCCGCCGGUCAACUAUCCAACGCCACCACCAGCUCAGAUACCAGUACAACCUGGAAUAAUCAAUAUUCCUUCUGUGCCGCAGCCGACUCCACCAUCACAACAACCUCCCGUCUUUAUACCAUCACCUGAGAGACCAACCCCAGCUCCUCAGCCAGGGCUAAUUAAUAUUCCUUCAGAACCGCAACCGGUGUAUCCAACACCACAGCAUCCGGUUUAUGAUGUGAAUUAUCCAACGACACCGUCUCCCAUUCCUCAAAAGCCUGGAGUGAUUAAUAUUGCCUCAGCACCCAAACCAGUAUAUCCUGCAACAAAUCCACCUGUUUACGAUGUUAACUAUCCAACGCCACCUUCAGUUCCUCAACAACCAGGGGUUCUUAAUAUCCCUUCGUACCCACAGCCGGUACCACCGUCUCCCCAACCUCCUAUAUUUAUACCAUCCCAUGAGACUCCGUCGCCUCCACCCCAACCUGGAGUUAUCAACAUUCCUUCGGUACCGCAACCUGUUUACCCUACGCCACCGGCCCCUGUUUACGACGUAAACUAUCCAACGCCACCACCAGUAAUACCGCACCAACCUGGAGUCGUUAAUAUUCCAUCGGUGCCGCAGCCUGUGCCUCCGGUUUCUCAACGUCCAGUGUUUAUUCCGUCACCUGUAAACACGACACCUGCUCCUCAACCAGGAGUUGUAAAUAUACCGUCAGUAGCACAGCCAGUGCAUCCAACAUAUCAACCUCCGAUUGUGCAACGACCGGCUAUAUACGAUGUGUAUUAUCCACCACCUCCGUCAAGACCGGGUGUGAUCAAUAUUCCUUCGCCUCCACGGCCCGUAUACCCGGUGCCCCAACAACCAAUCUACGUACCAGCACCAGUUUUGAAUAUACCUACACCAAGACCAGGCAUUCAUAACAUUCCAUCAGUACCGCAACCGACGUACCCACAUUAUAAUCCGCCUAUCCAGGGUGUUACUUAUCCACAACCAACUCCUCCAGCACCAGGAAUAAUCAAUAUUCCUUCAGUGCCUCAACCUGUGCCAUCAGCCAGUCCUGGUGUGAUCAAUAUUCCGUCGCAUCCAUCACCUCCGAUCUUUGUGCCAACUCCAGGAAUCAUAAACAUUCCCUCGGUUCCACAACCGACUUACCCGCAUCAAAACCCACCUACUCACGAUGUCAGCUAUCCUACUCCACAGCCAACUCCUCCGGCACCAGGAAUAAUAAAUAUCCCAUCAGUGCCACAACCUGCGCCAUUACCGACACCUGGAGUAAUAAAUAUUCCUUCACAACCAUCCCCACCAAUCACAGUACCGACUCCUGGAAUUGUUAACAUUCCCUCGGUUCCACAACCGACGUAUCCACCCCAAAAUCUGCUAAUUCACGAUGUUAGCUAUCCAACGCCACAGCCAACUCCUCCAGCACCUGGAAUUAUUAAUAUUCCUUCGGUGACUCAGCCGGUGCCAUCGCCAGCUCCUGGUGUAAUCAACAUUCCUUCUCAACCAUCCCCACCGAUCUCAGUACCAACACCCGGAAUUGUGAACAUUCCCUCAGUUCCACAACCGACGUAUCCACCUCAAAAUCCACCUGUUUACGAUGUCAGCUAUCCAACGGCACAGCCAACUCCUCCAGCACCUGGAAUUAUCAAUAUUCCCUCGUUGCCUGAGCCGGUGCCGUCGCCAACUCCUGGCGUGAUCAAUAUUCCGUCAAAUCCAACUACUCCAAUCUCUGUUCAAAAGCCUGGAAUAAUUAAUAUUCCCUCGGUACCACAACCCACAACUCCAAUAUCUCAACAUCCGAUUCAGAAUGUCCAAUAUGAGACCUCAAGACCACAACCUACUCCAGGAGUGGUCAACAUACCAUCCGUGCCACAACCGACUUAUCCAACCCAAUCACCGAUACCGGGAAUUAUUAACAUUCCUUCGUUGCCCCAGCCUGUGCCUUCAUCAACUCCUGGAGUCAUCAAUGUACCCUCACAACCAUCUCAGCCGGUACCAACACAAAGACCUGGAAUUGUCAACAUCCCCUCGGUACCGCAACCUAUACCCUCAAAUCCGCAAAGUCCUAUACAAGAGGUCCAUUAUGAUACUCAGAGACCACAACCCAUUCCUGGCGUGGUUAACGUUCCAUCCGUACCGCAGCCAACUCCAGCUCGUCCCAACUAUGUGGCAAAGCCCGUUUUCGAGUUUAAUCCGUGCUAUCCAUCGCCUUGUGGGCCCUACUCGCAUUGUCACAAUAGAUUUGGAGUGGCUGCUUGCGUUUGCCUGCCAAACUACAGAGGAACUCCACCCAAUUGCAGGCCUGAGUGCGUUAUAAACUCGGAUUGCCCAUCAGCUUUGGCCUGUAUCAACGAAAAGUGUCGCGAUCCUUGCCCAGGGUCUUGUGCUUACAACGCAGUGUGCCGUGUCCACGAUCAUGUGCCGAACUGCUUCUGCCAAACUGGCUACACCGGAAAUCCAUUUGUUUCAUGUCAACCCACACCGAUAGUCCCUAUUCAACGUGAGCCCGUUGAGGUGAAGGAUCCAUGUUAUCCAUCGAUAUGCGGACCUAACGCUGUGUGCAAUAAUGGAAAGUGCAGUUGCAUACCGGAGUAUCAUGGAGAUCCCUAUGUUGGCUGUCGACCGGAGUGUGUUCUGAAUACGGACUGUGCCAGGGAUAAGGCUUGCAUCCGUCAGAAGUGCCAGGAUCCUUGUCCAGGCACUUGUGGAAUAAAUGCCUUAUGCCAUGUGUACAAUCACGUAGCCACCUGUACAUGUCCUGAGCGAAUGCAGGGCGAUGCCUUUGUGAGAUGUGACCCGAUACCCAAGCCCAAACCCGCUGUCCCAGCACCACCUACGACUUUGCCUGCUCUCGUUCCGCAACGCACUCCGAUAAAUCCCUGCCAGCCAUCGCCUUGUGGACCUAAUGCCCAGUGCCGAUCUUAUCAUGAGCAGGCGAUUUGCUACUGCUUGCCCGAUUUUAUUGGAACUCCACCAGCUUGUCGUCCGGAGUGUACUUCGAACUCAGACUGCCCCCUCGACAAAUACUGUCUUAAUCUUAGGUGUCGUGAUCCGUGUCCGGGAGCUUGUGGCAUUCGUUCCAUUUGCCAUGUGCAGAACCAUAGUCCCUUGUGCGUUUGCCCACCCCAUCUGACGGGUAAUCCGUUGCUGGCUUGCCAACCAAUAGGUAUACCAGAAAACGCCCCAGAAUCCGAACACGUUGCUAAUAACAAUAUUUUAGUUAUUCCCCCUGUAGAACGCGAUGAAGUGAAUCCCUGCCAACCCUCACCUUGCGGCCCGAACUCCGAGUGUCAAGUGGAGUCUGGUGGAGCUCGCUGCUCCUGCCGGCCCCAGUACCAUGGCACUCCACCAUUCUGUCGGCCGGAGUGUGUAAACAGCGCCGAUUGUCCGGCGGACAAAGCAUGCAGAAAUUACAAGUGCAUUGAUCCCUGCCCCGGCAGCUGUGGACAAUCUGCUCUUUGUCGAGUGGUGGCCCACAGUCCACUGUGCUACUGCCCCGAAGGCUAUGUAGGCAAUGCCUACAGCUUUUGCACACGACUCGAGCCGAGUCCACCUGCCGUGGUGAUCCUGCCUUGCAGUCCCAAUCCCUGUGGAGUCAACGCUCUUUGUCAGCCCCAGAACGACUUGAGCGUUUGCCAGUGUCUGCCAGGUUACUAUGGCAAUCCGUCUGAGAUCUGCCGACCCGAAUGCACCGUCAACUCGGACUGUCCAAGCCACAGGGCUUGCAUGAGCGAAAAGUGUCGCGAUCCCUGUCCCGGGGUUUGUGGAAUCAAUGCCCUCUGUCAGGUCAUUAACCAUAACCCCGUUUGCGAAUGCCACCCGGGUUAUGUGGGAAAUCCCUACCAUAGCUGUCGAAUUCCGCAGCAUGAACCCCCCGCACCGGAGUAUGUGAAUCCCUGUCAGCCGUCGCCCUGCGGCGCCAAUUCCCAGUGUCGCGAGUCCCAGGGACAGGCCAUCUGCUCCUGCCUGCCAGAGUUUGUGGGCACACCGCCAUCUUGUCGUCCGGAGUGUGUGAUCAGUGCCGAGUGUCCGGCGGACAGGGCGUGCAUCAACCAAAAGUGCCAGGAUCCUUGUCCCGGAGCUUGCGGCUUGAAUGCCCAGUGCCAUGUGCGCAACCACAGUCCGUUGUGCUCGUGUCAGCCCGGAUUCACCGGAGAUGCUCUGACCCGCUGUCUGCCCGUUCCGCCUCCGAAACCACCGAAGUCUAAUGACAUCAGCGAUCCUUGUGUGCCAUCACCCUGUGGACCGUACUCUCAAUGUCGGGUGGCUAAUGGCGGAGCUAGUUGCAGCUGUCUUCCCAAUUAUGUGGGAGCGGCGCCCUACUGCCGACCGGAGUGCACCAUCAAUGCGGAGUGUCCCAGCAAUCUGGCCUGCAUCAACGAGAAGUGCCGCGAUCCUUGUCCGGGAGCCUGUGGCUUUGCCGCCCAGUGUAAUGUCAUCAAUCAUACUCCCAGUUGCGCGUGUCCCGCUGGUUUUACCGGAGAUCCGUUCACCAGCUGUCGACUUCUGCCACCACCACCGCCCCCUAAAAGUAUGCCCGACCAUUUUCUUAAAUCCCAAGAAAAUUCCCCUAAGUUAGGCCCUAUUUCUCUUGCAGCUAUCCCCGAUCCCUGUCAGCCAUCACCUUGCGGAGCUAAUGCUCUGUGUAACAAUGGUCAGUGCUCUUGCCUGCCGGAGUAUCAGGGUGAUCCCUACACCGGAUGCCGUCCCGAGUGCGUUUUGAACUCGGAUUGUCCCAGGAAUAGAGCGUGUGUGAACCAGAAGUGCGUCGAUCCUUGUCCAGGACACUGUGCAGCCAAUGCCCUCUGCGAUGCUGUUAACCACAUCGCCAUGUGUCACUGUCCCGAGCGGAUGACUGGCAAUGCGUUUGUCUCAUGCUUGCCAAUCCGCGAUGAUCCUCCACCACCGACGCCCAAUCCCUGCCAGCCCUCGCCGUGCGGCUCCAAUGCCCAGUGCCAGGAGAGGAAUGGCAAUGCCAUCUGCUCCUGCCUGGCCGGAUACUUCGGUCAGCCGCCAAAUUGCCGACUGGAGUGCUACUCCAGCUCCGAUUGCGCCCAAGUGCACACCUGCAUCAACAACAAGUGCGUGGACCCGUGUCCGGGCAAAUGUGGCCUGAAUGCCGUGUGCCAAGCGAUUCAGCAUAGGGCACAUUGCGAGUGCAUCCCGAGACACACUGGAAAUGCCUAUGUUCUGUGCAAUCCCAUUCCCAGGUUACCCGAAAUAGUUCGCGAUCCUUGUCAGCCUUCGCCGUGUGGUCCCAACUCCCAGUGCAGAAAUGUGAACGACCAAGCGGAGUGCCGCUGUCUGCCGGAGUUCCAGGGAACACCACCGAACUGUCGACCUGAGUGUGAUAGCCACGAUGAAUGUGCCAAUACCCUGGCCUGCAUGAAUCAAAAGUGUCGCGAUCCCUGUCCCGGAAGCUGUGGCCAAAGUGCCCAGUGUACGGUCAGCCUUCACACACCCAACUGUCAGUGCCCCGUAGGCAUGACUGGUGAUCCGUUCCGACUUUGCCGACCCAUUCCACGUGAUGAACCCAAGCCCAUACCGACUCCUAAGAAUCCUUGCUACCCGUCGCCAUGCGGCACAAAUGCCGUGUGUCGCGUCCAAGGCGAGAACUUCGUUUGCGAGUGCAGCCAACUGGAGUACAUCGGCAAUCCCUACGAGGGAUGUCGCCCCGAAUGCGUGGGUAAUUCCGAGUGUCCGGCGAAUCAAGCCUGCAUCCGCAGCAAGUGCCAGGAUCCUUGUCCGGGAGUCUGUGGUCUGGAGGCCAUUUGCACCAUGAACAACCAUAUACCGAUCUGCUCCUGUCCGCCGGGAUACACUGGCAACGCGUUUGCCCAGUGUACCCGUCAGCUGACUCCACCUCCUCCCUCGGAACCUUGCUAUCCAUCGCCCUGUGGACCCAAUUCCCUUUGCCGAGUUCAGAACGAGAAGGCGGUGUGCGAGUGCUUGCCCGGAUUCUUUGGUAAUCCGCAGACACAGGGCUGUCGCCCGGAGUGCACACUCAGCUCGGAUUGCGCCAAGGAUCGAGCCUGCAUCAACUCCAAGUGCGUGGAUGCCUGCGUGGGAGAGUGUGGAUUCGGAGCUGUUUGCCAAACGAUCAACCACAGCCCGGUGUGCAGUUGUCCGGCCAAUAUGGUUGGCAAUCCGUUCGUCCAGUGCGAGGAACCACGCCAGAUUGAGGUUGUCGAUCCGUGCCAGCCGUCUCCAUGCCGCAGCAAUGGAAUCUGCCGCGUUUACAACGGAGCCGCCACCUGCAGUUAUCCGGAGUGCGUGAUCAACGAGGACUGUUCCCGGGACAGAGCCUGUGUCAGCCAGAAGUGCCGCGACCCGUGUCUGAAUGCCUGCGGCAUCAACGCGAUCUGUCGGGCCAUCAACCACAAGGCUGUGUGCAGCUGUCCGCCGGAGUUCUACGGUUCCCCGUACGCCCAGUGUCUGAAGCAAAUACAGGAGGAACCGCCCAAGCCAGAGUGCAUCAGCGAUGGAGAAUGCACCAAUGACAAGGCCUGCAUCAACCAGGUUUGCCGCAAUCCUUGCGAGCAAUCGAACCUAUGCGCCCAACAGGCGCGCUGCCAUGUCCAGCUCCACCGGCCACUGUGUGUCUGCAAUGAGGGAUACACCGGGAACGCCUUGCAGAACUGCUACCUUCUAGGCUGCCGAUCUGACGGAGAAUGUGCCGCCAAUGAGGCCUGCGUUAACCAGCAGUGUGUGGAUCCUUGCGGAUUCACGCAGUGUGGAACGGGAGCCAUCUGUCGAGCUGACUUCAAUCACCGUGCCAGGUGCCAUUGUCUGGACGGAUACCGCGGUAAUCCUCUGGUGCGUUGCGAACGUCCAGAGUGUAGCUCGGACGACGAAUGCGCCUUCCACCUGGCCUGCCGAAAUGAACGAUGCGAGGAUCCGUGCAACUGCGGCCUUGGAGCCCAGUGCCGCGUAGAAAACCAUCGUGCUCAAUGCCGCUGUCCAGCCGGUUUCAGUGGAAAUCCGGCCGUAAGAUGUGACCUAGUGCCAACACAACCAGAGGGCUGCACCAUGGAUGCCGAGUGUCCUAGCAAACUGGCCUGCUUCGGCGGCGAGUGCAAGAACCCGUGCGAUGUCACGCAUCCAUGUGGCGCCAAUGCCAUCUGCGAAGUGGUGGACACCCUGCCCCUGCGGACCAUGAUGUGCAGCUGUAUUCGUGGUUAUGUGGGUGAGGCCGACAUUGGAUGUCACAAAGAACCCCCGCGUGAUCAAGGCUGUACGUCGCAUGAUCAGUGCCAGGAUACGGAAGCCUGUCGUGGCGGAAACUGUGUUAAUCCGUGCCUGGAUUCCUCGCCUUGUGCCCGUACUGCCCAGUGUUUGGCUCAACAACAUCGUGCCAUUUGCAGCUGCCCUGAAAGAACUCAGGGAGAUCCAUUCACCAACUGCUACGAGCCACCUGAAAUCAAGACUGGCUGCACGCACGAUUCGGAGUGUGAGCCCAACACGGCCUGCAUCAAUAAACGCUGCCAGAAUCCUUGUGCCGAGGCCAAUCCUUGUGCCGGAAAUGCUGAGUGUCGCGUGCAGAACUCCCGUCCGAUUUGCUACUGUCCAGCUGGUUGGGGUGGUGAUCCACAAGUUCAAUGCUACAAACCCGAGUGCAAGAUCAAUGCUGACUGCCCGUAUGACAAGACCUGCUUGAAUGAGAACUGUGUUGAUCCCUGCACCCACGGACAAGUGCGCUGCGGCAGUGGAGCUCAGUGCCUGGCCCAGAACCACCAGGCUGUGUGCAUCUGUCCCACGGGAACACAGGGCAAUCCCUUCAUCUCCUGCAUCACCGGACAUUGUCAGUACAAUGAGGAUUGUGCGGAUCACGAGGCCUGCGAUCGAUUAAAUCGCGUAUGCCGACCUGUUUGCGAUCAGGAGACCUGUGCUCUCAAUGCCAUCUGUGUGGGUCGUCGCCAUCAGCCGCAGUGCGAGUGCCGACCCGGAUACCAGGGCAAUCCGCACGUGCAGUGCGAUAUACCAGUGAAGACUCCCAAGCCUCAAUGCACCCAGGAUGCCGAUUGUCCAUCCAAAUUGGCCUGCAUCAAUGAACGUUGUGCAGAUCCUUGUGCCACUCCCCAUGUUUGCACUUCGCAACAGACUUGCACGGUUUUGGACACCUUGCCAAAGCGUGCCAUGGCCUGCAAGUGUCCCGGGGAUACGGUGACGGACAUCUCCCGCAACUGCGUGCCCAUCAAUGUUCCCAAGGUCGUCACCGGCUGUCAGCACAACUCAGAGUGUGCCAAUCCCGAGGUCUGCUCGAAUGGAAAUUGCCUGGAUGCCUGUCGACUGGAGAGAUGUGGCGUAAAUGCCCAGUGUACAGCUAGGGAUCACUAUGCCCAGUGCAAUUGCCCCAAGGGCUACCAAGGUAACGCUCGCAUCGAAUGCUACACGACGGAAGUGGAUAGGCCAAGGAUUCCCAAUCCGGGCUGCUCCCGCAACGACGAUUGUCCUAGAGAUCAGAUCUGUCGCAACGAGAUCUGCGAGAGUCCCUGUGCCUCGGAUGCCUGUGGAAUCGGCGCAUACUGUCAUGUGCAGCAGCGCAAGGCUAUCUGCCGCUGUCCACCUGGCUAUUCCGGCAACCCACAAGAACGCUGCCUGCCACCUUCCGAUGUGAUAACCGUGGGCUGCAAGUCCAGCACCGACUGCCCCGCGACCGAGGCCUGCAUCAACACCCAGUGCGCGAGUCCUUGCAACUGCGGACCUAAUGCCGAGUGCACAGUGAAGAACCACCAUCCAAUCUGUUACUGCAAGCCUGGAUUCUCUGGAAACGCCCAGUUUGGAUGCUCGCCGAUUGGCUGCCAGUCGGAUGACGAGUGCAGCGGAGACAAGCAGUGCCUGAACCGUGAGUGCAUCAAUCCCUGCCUGGCAAGUGAUCCAUGUGCCCUGAAUGCCGAGUGCUUCGGACGCAACCAUCGUGCCAAUUGCCGCUGUCCCGUGGGAUUGGAGGGUGAUCCGUUUGUGCGUUGCCUGCGAUUGGAAUGCCACUCUGACUAUGACUGCGCCUCGAACCUGGCAUGCGUCUCCAACGAAUGUGUGAGCCCAUGUGGUCAGAGGAAUCCCUGUGCCCAGAAUGCCAUCUGCCAGGCGCUUCAGCAUCGCGCUGUUUGCCGUUGUCCGGACCAACUGCCCUUGGGUAACCCGUACGGCUACUGUGAACCCAGACCUGUGGAGCCAGUGUGCCGAGAUGAUGGAGAUUGCCCCAGUGGGCUGGCCUGCAUCGACGACAAGUGCCAGAACCCAUGUACUGUGCUCUCGCCCUGCCACCCAACUGCCCAGUGCAGUGCCCUAGAUAGCGUUCCGGUGAGAACCAUGGUCUGUGAGUGUGCGGAAUACGAGGUGCCCGAUGCCAGUGGAGCGUGCCGCAAGCUGGUGCCCCCUAGACAACCAGGCUGCGAGAGCGACCAGGACUGUCCCGACCAGGAGGCCUGCAUCCACGCCCAGUGCCGCAACCCGUGCAACUGCGGAACCAACGCCGUCUGCCAGGUGACCCAACAUCGCGCCGUGUGCAGCUGCCAGGAUGGAUUCGAGGGCAAUCCCUAUGCCUCAUGCCGCUCCAUCGGAUGCCGCGUGGAUGGAGAGUGCGAUUCGGGCAAGGCCUGCGUCAAUGGCGACUGCAUCAACCCGUGCCUGAUUAACGAUCCCUGUGGACCCAAUGCCGAGUGCUAUGUGCAAUCGAACCGGGCGCAGUGCCGCUGCCUGAGUGGCUAUCGAGGCAAUGCCUAUGAACGUUGUCGCGUCAUCGGAUGCAGCAGCAACAACGACUGUCCCACGGACAAGACCUGCCAGAACGAGCAGUGCGUGAAUCCCUGCGUAUACCACAAUCCUUGUGCCCCUCGUGCCGAGUGCAGGGCGCAGAAUCAUCUUGCCGUUUGCCGUUGUCCAGCCGAUUUCCUCGGAAAUCCAUAUGUGGACUGCCGACCGCCGCCGCAACCCAUCUGCCAGUUGGAUACCGAUUGUCCUGGCCGCCAGGCCUGCAUAAACGAACAAUGUGUGGAUCCCUGCCUGGUGCUGGAACCAUGCCAACGACCUGCCCUCUGCGAGGUGACUCCCACAUCCCCGGUGCGCACGAUGCUCUGCAUCUGUCCGGAUGGCUACGUCAGCCAAGGAAAGGGAGGCUGCAAACCUUCUCAGGGAGUCAAGGACGUUGGAGGAUGCAUCUCGGACUCAGACUGUCCAGCGGAUAAGUCCUGCCUGAAUAGUGUCUGCCGAAAUCCGUGCAACUGCGGUUUGAAUGCCGAGUGCCGAAUUAAGGAUCACAAGCCUGUGUGCACAUGUCGCCAAGGUUUCGAAGGAAAUGCAGAGUUCGAGUGCACCAAGAUCGAGUGCAGCAUUAACUCCGACUGCCCGGGAACCCAUCUGUGCCGUAAUCAGCUUUGCAUCCCUGCCUGCCAGGGUGAACAGUGCGGAUCGAAUGCACAGUGCUUAGCCAUUGAGCAUCGUGCGGUAUGCGAAUGCAUCCCAGGACAUGGCGGAAAUGCCAGGAUUGCUUGUACUCCAUUGGGAUGCCGCUCUGACGACGAAUGUCCCACGGACAAGGCGUGCGUCAACGGAAAGUGCAACAAUCCUUGCACAACGACUGCGAUUUGUGCCCAGGACGAGCUGUGCAAGGUGUACCAGCACCGACCACAGUGUGCCUGCCCACCAGGAACCGUGCCCGGAAGAAACGGCUGUGAGUCGGAGCGCCAGGUGCCCAUUUGCAUCAGCGAUGCGGAUUGUCCCAGUCAGCGGGCCUGCUUGCGGGGCGAAUGUGUAAAUCCCUGCAAUGCCACCCAGCCGUGCGGAGUCAAUGCCUUCUGCAGCGUCCGAGACACUUUGCCCGUGAGGACCAUGAUCUGCGAGUGCCUUGAGGGGUACACCGGCAACCCAGCCGUGCAGUGCGACAAGCGAUCGCUGUGCGUCAUCGAGAAGGGCUUCGUGCGGGAUGUGGACGGACAAUGUGUCUGUCCACCUGGAACCGCUUUGGACAUCUACGAAUACUGCACCCCAUGCCGAGAGGAGCAGGGCUUCCGCAUCGACGAGAGCGGUCACUGUGUGUGCGCCUUGGAGCGUGGAAUGGUGAUCGACGAGCGCGGUCGCUGCACUUGUCCCAUUGAGCUGGGCUACCGCCUUACUCCCCGUGGCGAAUGCCAACCGGAGGAGCCGCCAGAGUGCACGAGCAACGAUCAGUGCGCCGAUAACCGAUUCUGCAACCUGGACACCAAGACCUGCGAGGAUCCCUGCCUGACCAAGGUGUGUGGAGUGAAUGCCUUCUGUAACGCGGUGAAUCACCGAGCCCAGUGCCAGUGCAUUACUGGCUACACGGGCAACCCGGAGCUGCAUUGCAACCACACCAACUUCCGCACCGAUUUCCCACGACCCGAUAUGGUGGUCAGUUGUCUUGCUGAUGGCGUCCAAGUAGAGAUCCACAUCACGGAACCAGGAUUCAAUGGAGUUCUGUACGUGAAGGGCCACAGCAAGGACGAGGAGUGCCGGCGGGUGGUCAACCUGGCUGGGGAGACUGUUCCCCGUACCGAGAUCUUCCGCGUCCACUUCGGCAGCUGCGGCAUGCAGGCGGUGAAGGAUGUGGCCAGCUUCGUACUGGUCAUCCAGAAGCAUCCCAAACUGGUUACCUACAAGGCCCAGGCGUACAACAUCAAGUGUGUGUACCAGACUGGCGAGAAGAAUGUAACCUUAGGAUUUAACGUAUCCAUGCUGACGACGGCCGGAACAAUUGCCAACACAGGACCACCGCCCAUCUGCCAGAUGCGCAUCAUUACCAACGAGGGCGAGGAGAUCAAUUCGGCCGAGAUCGGCGACAAUCUCAAACUGCAAGUGGAUGUUGAGCCAGCCACCAUUUAUGGAGGAUUUGCCCGCUCUUGCAUUGCCAAAACGAUGGAGGACAAUGUGCAGAACGAAUAUCUGGUCACGGAUGAAAAUGGCUGUGCCACGGAUACCAGUAUUUUCGGAAACUGGGAGUACAAUCCGGAUACAAACAGCCUGUUGGCCAGUUUCAAUGCCUUUAAAUUCCCAUCGAGCGACAACAUCCGCUUCCAGUGCAACAUACGAGUCUGCUUUGGACGCUGCCAGCCUGUCAACUGUGGUGGCUACAACGCCUUCGGGCGACGUCGCCGCGCCAUUGCGGACAACUCCACCGAUACGACCGCCAUUGCCACGAAUUCGGGUGUGGAGGGUCAACUGCGCGAGGAAAUCACCAUUUCUUCGAAUGCCAUUCUGACAUUCGAGAAGCGUAGCGGUCAAGGUCUGAAUGAUGCCAACAUCAAACCGGCGGCUCAGAGAGUCGAGGAUAUUUGCGUGUCGAUGGUGGGUCUGAUCAUUGCCCUGGUCAUCACGGCUCUGCUGGCUCUUGUAGCAGUGGCCGUGGCUGUUUCCUGCUGGCUGAUGGCCUAUAGGAGGAGGCCCAAGACCAUUGCGCCCCUGCCACAUCCGCCAGAGUUCCCCAACCCGCUGUUCGCCAAUCCCGACGCUGUCCCCGAGCCAACGCCGGAUUACAUCUCCUAAACGUAACGUAACGAUACACUGACAUAACAAACAUCCCUAGCUAUAUCUUUAGUCUAUAAGAAAAACGAAUGAAUAUGAAAAUUAUGUGAAUAUUUGAAAGGCAAGUGCAAAAAGUUCCGCAAAAAUGCAAAACAUAAGAUCGCGAAAGAUAAACAAGAUUGAAGAAAAGAAAAGAAAAACAAAAGUACAUUUGUGAGCUGAAAGUAUAUUCGACAAUGUCGGCCGUAAAACGAAACUAUGAAAGAUUGAAUUAUUGAAUUAUUGUAAAAAGCUAAAAAUGAAGCGAGAAUCGCAUGAACAAUGCAUGAAAGUAAUUUAGUAGCAUUGUAAGAAAAUAAUUUUAUUAAUUGUAUUAACGUUUAGUAUUCUCCUUCCUACUAACAUGAGAAUUCCGCGUAGUGUUUGUACGUUUAGCUGCCACAUAGGGUCCACAAACUGCCAAACAGAUGUGAGGGAAUUCACACAUAGAGAGUGCAGCUACAAACGAAUUCUCGUCCUUUAACGACAACUUCUUCAUUAGUCGCGUAUCAAUAUUAAUACUGUUAUAUAUUAAACUAAAGACUUCCUAUAAAUAUUUAGGGUGUGGGUAGUAGCAACGACACUUUGUAUUAUAGCACAGACACACGCACACGCAACUGCAACUACUUCCUGUAAUUUAGAACUCAACUCGCCCGUUAAAAUUGAAAACUGCCUUUAAUUUCCAACAAGACCGAACAAUGCACCCCAGAAUACUCUCUAGCAGUAUGUAAGAGAUCGUUGGGCCCCAUCGAUGGGACUUUAGUCCGCGUGCAUCAUCUAUAACCACUGGACAAUAUGCCAACGAUUGUCUCAGUUGGAUUGUACCCAAGCUCAGGAGUUAAAACACACACACACACACCGAAGAACAUAGAUACUCUAAACAGCUUAUAGCACGUGGGAACAGUCCCAGUCAGAUCCAGGCACCAACUCAAUCAGAAGAAGAGGGAACAGAACUUUAACUGCCACUGAGGCGUCAUCAGCGCACAAAAGAUACUUAUCUAUUGCAUAGGAAAUACUAGGUUUGUUUUAAUUUUAAUCGCAACAACGACUAAUGGAGGAUUUGAUUUUGACCACUGUCCCUCGACCACUUACUCGUACUACACUCUACUAUGAUUAACCAUUAUUUUUGUAGUUUUAUAGUCAAUUAAUAUUAAAUUGUUGUGAUUGUUUUUAAUGCAAAAGAGAUACUUCCACUAACUUACUAAUAUGUAGAGACAAAAGUAUAGAGAGUACUUAAAAAGGCAACGAACCAGCGCCCAACCCCACCCCCUUUCCUUCUCCAUGGGGAACAGCUUGCCACUGUCAACGCGCCGGAAACUAUGCAGCGAAUUUCCGUUUCCGGCGCCUGUUUUACAGAGCCUGUCUUUUCCUGAUGCGAUGAUAGCCGAAGGGGUUUGCGGGAUCGGGCCUGGAUAAAUAAAUUAUUAAAAAUGAAGUUUUAAAUUAAUAUUAUUAAACGUAAACAAAAUGUAUAGUCACUACUUUAAGAAGAAACAGAAUUUUCUUUAUAGUAAAAUACCAUACAAAAUAAACUCGCACUCAGACACGUACACAAAGAGACAGAAUUUGUAAAUAAUACACAGGCAAACUCUAUGGUAUUUUUAGUAGCGCAUUAUUGUGUAUAGGUUUCUACACGUUGACUCUCAAAUCCGAACUAAAUCACAGCCUAACCUUAACCAAUGCCAGGCAUAAAAUUAUUUUCUUAAUUCCAUAACCAUAGAAUACUUAAAGAAGUGCACAAAUUCAGCAACCGCCUCGUUCACAAUUACCAAACACUUUUAUUUUUCUUUACAAGAGCCGCUUAAAAAUCUGACCCUAACUAGAGUUACAAUGAACAUAGACAAAACUUUUUGCACUGGCAGCAAAUAUAAAAGAGAAAAUAAUAAAGAAUAAGAACCGAUCUUAUUGUAAAAAGAAAACAAUAGUUAAAUUGUACUUAUAAAGAAAUGUAUUUAAAAAGG
Messenger RNA from Drosophila rhopaloa, 59294 nucleotides. RefSeq lists its product as uncharacterized. Lineage: Eukaryota; Metazoa; Arthropoda; Insecta; Diptera; Drosophilidae. Gene Ontology annotation, cellular component: nucleus. The transcript is spliced from 70 exons. The coding region runs from base 430 to 57315 and encodes 18961 amino acids. The record is from RefSeq and is a predicted model, not a curated record. Gene Ontology annotation, molecular function: zinc ion binding; calcium ion binding.